CCUUUAGUGACUGCCUUCCUGACAGCCGUUAGAAGUGUUUCACUGUGAAAACCACAUCAGCUCCUAUAGUAGCAUUUGAUUGACAUUGCACGGCCCUUUGCAGCGCAUGAGCACUAUCCUUCCAAUUCUUUUUGACAUCUUAACGAUCUCAGUCAGGGAGGUGGAGCUGCAGAGGCGAGACCAGGUAACGGUAAAAUAAUCUCACUUUUCAAAUAUAGCAGUAGGAAUACAUGUUUGCAUACCUAACACUAUAGUGUCCCUUAAGCAGAGAAAGGUCCGGGCACUCAGAGGUCAUUCUAAGCGAUGGCUUAAUAGAGACUCAAUUUCACACUGUGAGUGUUGCGUUUUGUUUCCAAUAAAGUUUGCUUGCUAAUGACCCUAGAGUUCCUAGACUACCUCUGUUUACUACACGGAGAGACUGUGUAACACGGCAGGCCUGCAAGUCCACCAGGUUUAACCUUUCACACAUGUCUGCUUCUCCUGUGACGCAUAUUCACGUGCAUUACGAAUUACCCACACACAUUACAUAUAUACACACAGCACUGUGAUGGAAACAUAGAGGAAAACAGGAGACUAACACAAGAAGUACCUGCCCAAAAUAGAGAGACAAAAUAAUAUACAAGCUUAAAAUAAAACAAACAGCAACAUGUACAAUGCUGCCCUGCGUUUAAAUAUCCCAUAUCUUAUUAGGAGACUGACCUUAUUUCAAAGUAAUAAAAAUGUUCUUUCCGUUGAGUUUAUUUCUCAGACAAAUUGCUUUAAUUAUGAUUUUCUUCUGAGAUUUUUGCGCAGCACUGAAAUGCUAAUAAUGAUGAAAUUUUUCUGACAGUGCGAAGGGUUAAAGCUUAAAACAAGUCAGGAAUAUGGCAGGACUUGCCCAAUAACAAACAGAGGGUGGGACAUAAUGUGGAGAGGACAGCAUGUGUGUGUAUGUGCUUUGCGAUCUAUGGGGCUGUGUGAACACUUGCAUUUGAAGGCUGUAUAGGGGGCUCUGACAUUCACCGUAUUUUAUAUUAUUUUUCCAUUUUAUAUUUAAUGAGAAGGAUGGGUACAGCUGUGUGAACAGGAAAAGCGUAGAAUUUCUUCAACAAAAUUUUAAAAUAAAAAGGGGCACAUCUGUGUCUGAAGAAUGGAAACUGUCUAUGAAUUCCAGUUUGAAAAUGACACAGACUACCAUGGGCUACUUUGUGACAUCACAGAUAAUGGGACCUUCACAUGUAUGGAGGAAUAUCGUCUAAAUACCACUCUUCCAACCCGAGGUAUCAUUAUGUGUGUUUGUCAAUUUUCCUUUUUUUUUUUUUUUGUCAUGUGCAAUAUUUAAAAGAUUUGUAGUUGGUGCAAACCCUUAUGGGUUAAUAUUUUAGAAAAGUGAUAAAAGUGAUCGCUAACUAUUGCACCUAUUCCUGAACUGCAAAUCUCAAAAUGCUCAGCCAAUCCUUUCUGGAAAAUUACAUCACAAACAUCUGGAGUGCUAAUAAGAGUAAUCAUUACUGUUUUAGAACUUGCAGAAAAUACAUUGUGAAAUACAAGAAAACGAAUAGUCUCUCUUAUGUGUUAUAUAGUUUGUUACGUAAUGUUUUUACAUAAUGUUUGGCAAAUAGAAUUAGAGUUAAAUCAUUCUAUUGGAUAAAUACAAUAUUUUUUUUUUUUUUAAUUAUUAUUAUUAAAAAAAAUGUGAGACUAUUUCAGCAAUAAACAUAAUGGUCUCUCUGAAUAGUAUAAUCCGUACUGAAAUGAUUUAUUUAAUCCGUGAUUAUAUGUUAAAUUAUUUAUGGGAAUGUUUUUUUUUAUUGCACUCUAGAAAUGCACCAGACAGUGAGGAUCCUGCUGUAUUCACUGAUAUUUCUGCUAAGUGUGCUGGGGAACAGCCUGGUUAUAGUUGUGCUGAUAAGAAACAAGAGAAUGCGGACUGUCACCAAUAUCUUCCUGUUGUCGCUCGCAGUCAGUGACCUCAUGCUCUGCCUGUUCUGUAUGCCUUUCACCCUCAUCCCCAACCUGCUCAAAGACUUUAUAUUUGGCAGCACAGUCUGCAAAGCUGCAACUUAUUUUAUGGGUAAGUAAACGAGCUGCACGAUCACAAGAAUUUAUUCACUAGACCAGGCAUAGGAAACCUUCGGCACCGCAGAUGUUUUGGACUACACCUCCCAUGAUGCUUUGCCAGCAUUGUGGGUGUAAGAGCAUUAUGGAGGAUGUAGUCCACAACAUCUGGAGUGCCAAAAGUUGCCUACCCCUGCACUAGACAUUGGAUUGCGGUGAACUGAAAACUGAAUUUCAAGUCUGAAAUAGAUGAUUUGGGGAAAGUGUUUUAGAUCCUCUAUGGUAGGGGUGCCUAAAAGAUAGGUCCCCAGAUGUUGUAGAACUACAGCUUCCCUGAUGCUUUGGCAUUGUAAAGCAUUCUAAUGGCAUGCAGAGCAUCAUGGGAGUUGUGGUUUUAUAAACUACCUUUUGGGCACCCCUGAUCUAUAGCCACAGUAUGGAUGUUACCGCCUGAAAUGUGCAAUUUUAAAUCACAACAAAAUUUAUGUUUAGUAGAUUUAGCAAGUUUUAUAAAUAACCCAAGUAAUAAUUCACAGGUAAACUAACUGUUAUUAGGUAUUUCAGAGCGUUCUACGUUUGUUAUAAUAAGGUAUAAUAGAUUAAAACAUAUGUGUCUGCCAGAAAAUGUGUGUGUCUAUCUUAAUUGUAUUGCUUAGCUAAGAUUAGUGGGAGUUACCCUUCGGUUCACCCUCUUUUUUAUUUCCAGCUACUAACAGUAGUUGUGCCCCUCUUUCAAUGUAUGUCUGUCUUGGUGUUGCAUUAAGAUCAAGAUCCCCUAUACCUUAAUUUUACAAAAAAACUCAUGCGGUUUAAGAAAUCCAUGUCAUUGAAGAGUAUAUUAUGGAAAUAUAAUGUUUUCAAGGGGAGACGCUAAUUAACCACUUAACCUUUGGUCUCCUGGUUUAUAAUAGCAUUAUUUUCCUAUAAUAUAUGCCCCCUUACAUAUACUCUAUGUAUGUUUUAGUGCAAAUUUUGUAGCAUUGGGCAUGUAGAUUUAUGAGCCAAAUCACCAUACAGUUAUCGGUAUUGUGUGAACAUUUCACACAUUUAAUAGAUGUGAAUUUUAAUGUCUAUAUAAUUGCAUAUAUUUUAUAUAAACUUAGUUUCAGUUACUUUCCCACAAAAGGAAGUGUGUAUGUAUUUAUGGUGUCCCAAAUAAGAGACAAUGGAGGGAGUUUAAUUAUUUAAUAUUAAGAUAUAUAUCUAUAUCUCUUAAUAUUAAAUAAUUAAACUCCCUCCAUUGUAUAUAUAUAUAUAUAUUAUAUGUGUGUAUAUAUAUAUAUUUCACAAGCAUAGAUGUAAUGCAAACAGAGCAUUUCCCCCCUUGGAAAAAAAAACAACAUUUUAUAUAUUUAGGAAACAAAAAAAUAAUUAUUGUUUGUUAAUAAUAUUAUCAAAGAAAUACACUGAGGAAUUCAAAUAUAGAAUGUUGGGAGCAAAAUCUGUUGAUGCACUCAGCAGUGUGCUUUACUUUAAAAAUUGAAAUACAUAGAGUAGAAAACUGACACCACAAACAAUAUUAAUUUGUGAAUAAUACAUUAAUAUUUAUCUCCUGAUAAAUGUGUGCUUAACAAAAUGCUGUCUAUACAGUUACUGAUAAAACAAGAAUCAGAGAUCAUGCUAGUAAACAAAUGAGAGGAGGUAAUUAAGUUAAGUGGCCUUUAUUGCAAUUUUGUUUCUGUAGAGACACGUAUUCUUGCAAUGUACACAAUAUAACAAUACAUGCUUUCUUCUUAUAAACAGCAAACCCAAAAAUACAUUGAGACUGUUUGAUACAUGUCCCAAUAUUGCUUUAUUUUAUUUACCAGCAUUUACUGUUUAGUGAACAAUAAUUAAUCAUAGAUUAAACGGUUUACUCAUUAAAACAAGGUUGUGUAGAGAAAUCACAAAAGAAAUGCAUGUUUUAGGUAACACGUUGAAAAAUAGCUAGGUUCCACCUUUAUGGCUAAAAAUGUGUGAAUCCUUUGUCAGUGAUCCACCGAAUAAGCUUCGAAGUCUGUAGAUUGAACCUUUUAAAUCUUGUUUUGCCAUUAAGAAAGAUCACACUUUCAUAUCAAUAUAAAGAGUAAAGGAUUGUAAUACUCAUUACUUAAGAUGAGCAAAUUGAAAAACAUUUAAGUAACCGAACUGAUGUUUUUGCCUCGGUGAAGUGAGCAACAUUUACACAUGCCGUAUGGGAUUUCUGACAAAUGUUUUGCUUAGAGCUUUAUCUACAGGAUAUUUUACAUUGCGAGGCUAGCUUGUGGGCAUUAUAGUAACCUGCUUAAAGGGAAACUGUUACUUCUCUGGAAUUGACACCAUUGAAUAAAACAUCAAAAAUCACCUAGAACUUGUGUAAACCCCUAUUCGUGAGACAAACAAUGAUCUAUUAAUUAUAUAUAUCGCCAUAACUCCUUAAUCACUAAAAUGAGCUGCAGUGGUUAUGGUGCUAGGAGUGACCAGGAAGCCACUGGAAGCACUCUUACCUCAAGGGGCUAAACCGUUCUUGAACAGUUUAACCCCAAACUUGCCUCCAGCGCCGUUCUCCCACCACCCCGGCAGCUUCCGGCUUCUGAAUGUUCAGAUUCAGAAAGCACGGAGUGCCGCCACUGACUGGCUGACAGUGGUCAACUGACACUCUAAGCCAAUCAGUGACUCCCCAUUCACUAAACUGGCCUACAAAGAAACAUACAUUUUGCAAGACAGUUUAGUGAAUAGGGAUUAACUGAUUGGCUAAGAGCAUCAGCUGACUAGUCUCAGCCAAUCAGCAGCGCCCCUGCCCAGUGGCACUCUGCGUUUCCUGAAAAUUCGGAAGCCGACAGAGGGUGAGUGGAGACUGGUGCUGGAGGCAACCGUUCAAGAACGGUUUAACCUCUUGAGGUAAGGGUGCUUCAAGGGGCCUCCUGGUACCAUAACAACCUCAUUUAGAUGAAGCUGUUUUGGUGCCUGGAGUGUUCCUUUAAUGAGACCAGAGGAAUGACAGAGGAAAGUGAUUGCUAGAAUAAUUCAAAUGGUAUACCUUAGUUUAUAUAAAAAUGUAUAUAUAUUAUGUUGAAUAUUUGUGCAAAAUACCCCAAUCCCUCUACAGAUAAACCUCCCUAUCUCUAAUCAGGAGCAUCUCAUUCAGGUAUAUGAGGUCUUUUCUUAUCCUAAUAAGUACAGUCCAACUAUGAUUUAAGGGACAAGUAGUUUGUUCCCAAGUGAAGUUUAAUUUAUCACAUAGGACGAGUGGAACUGCUUAAACUGUAAACUGAAAGCAAAUAUAAAGUCCCUGCCAUCUCUGCCAUCACUUUUUACAUCAGGCAGCUAAAACUCGCUGAUUGACAGCUCUGAGGGGUUGGCUUAGUACAGCUGCAAUUUCUGCAAUUUACUUUAUUUGUAAGACACUCUCAGAGAUAUGAGUUGGUGCAUGAUAGUGUGUGCAAAGUUGUAAUGUGCUUAAGCUGACACUUUACAUAAUAUUUGAGAACACAAUAGUAUCAGGUACUCAAACAGGUAUUCCUCACAUUGUAAUGGUAAAUUCCUAGGCCCCCUCUCCUUGCAGUAAACAGAUUAGUUUACUGUGCAGAACUAACACAGGAAGCACUUCUAGUGGCUGUCUGAGUGACUGCCACUAGAGGUGUUACUAGACAGCAAUGUAAACACCGCCUAUUCUCUAGACACCAGAACCACUAUAUUAAAGGGACACUCGAGUGCCAGGAAAACAAUCAGUUUACCUGGCACUGCAGGACCCCUCUCCCUCCCACCCCCCGUACCCGGUUGCUGAAGGGGUGGUUUCAUCUUGCCGCAGCUCCUCCUCUUCCUUACAUCAGCUGUUGGGCUAGACUGAUCCCGCCCGCCGAAUGAGGAGACCUAAUGCUUUUUUUAUGGGGAAUUGAGCGACGGUGGAGGUCCUCACACAGCGUGAGGACGUCACAACGCUCUAGCACAAAAAUCUGUGCCAUAGAGCAGGAAGUGCCCUCUAGUAGACAGCCACUAGGGGAGGAUUUAACCCUGCAUGGUAAUUAUUGCAUUUUAUAAAAAACUGCAAUAAUUACACUUGCAGGGUUAAGGGUAGUGGGAGUUGGCACCCAGACCACUCCAAUGAGCAGAAGUGGUCAGUGUCCCUUUAAGCUGUAGUGGUUCUGGUGACUAUAGUGUCCCUUUAAAUAAAAAAAUAUUUUGAAAAGCGAUUUGCAUGAAGGACAUUUAUUGUAACAAGGAUUACCAUGGAAAGAGAUCAAAAUCUAUACACUGAUUUCUCCAGUUUUGGCUAAGACACAGAUAUGUUGUGGGCUCUUUCUGUAAUGGCUCUGGCCACAUCUAGAUCUAAGAAUCUUUCCACCACUUUCAUAGGCAGACAUGUCUCCUUCGGGCUCAGAAUUUAUAAAUUCCUUUUAUUUAAAGAUAUUUUUAGGGAUUGGGGAAUAAAGGUAUAAAUGUUAACAAGCAUACUCUAAGCCGAAACUAGUGGAUAAAAUAUGAAAACCUAUAACUCUGUGAUAAAUAUUUCUCCUAAGUUUUGGUGGAAUCCCCCCAUCCUGAUGUAGUUCCUUCCGACAUCAGGGAUCUGUCCCCAGGGAGUACAGUGUUAGUGCAUCAUUAGAUGGGCCCGCAUGUUGUGGCAGGCACUUGGACCAUGUCAGUGAGCACUUCAGCAUGGUCCUGUAGGUUGUGGGCCGGCUGGAAAGCUGUUUGUCAGUCUGUCAUGCAUUAAACCAGGUAAAGUAAAAAAAAAGGAAUUUGUGACACACCCAGAACAUGAAUUUCCCAGGAAUGGUGCUGCCACCGAGAUCAAAAUGUAUACAUAAUACAGAUUAAGGGACACACACACAUAAAAUUACAGUUUUAAAUUAUAUAAGGCUACUAAAAAAUCACCUAUCUCCGCAAACAAAUAUGGGAAUUCAGUUCCACCAUACGGCCAUAUUGUGUUAAGCCAUCCCCUACUGAGGUGCUUGAUACCAGACUGACACAUAGCUUCAGUAACCCAUUUUCCAGCAGAUCUUCCCACUUGUAAGGUAGACGCCCAUUAUGGGCAGCACCAGUGAUAUUAGUUGCAUCACUGGUGAUGCCCCAAAGGCCUGCCCACCUGAACAGAUUCCGUAGCCGCCAAUGUUGGGAGGAAUGUACAGUUCAUUCAAAAAGUAUUGUUUUUAAAAACAUUUUGCAAUUUUAUGAUACAUUUGUAAAAAAAAUAAAUAAAAAAUACAUAAAUCUACACUAAAUACUCUAUUGACAAAAUACCACUAAAAAUAAAGAAAGCAGAAAAAAAUUAAAUAUAACAUUGACUUAAGUAUUCAGAACUUUGUAGGAACACUAUAGUGUCAGGAAUACCAACAUGUAUUCCUGACACUAUAGUGUUUAACUAACUAUUGAGGUUACUGGAGCCCCUCCAAUCGCAUGGAAAAUACUGCUCUGUGCCAAUCAGCAUCUCCUCAUAGAGAUGCAUUAAGUCCAUGCAUCUCUUUGUUGAGUGUUCAGCAUUCAACUUUCAGCAUUUACAGUGCACAGCAUACAGGGACAGGCAACAGACACCAGAACCACUAUAUUAAACUGAAUUGGUUCUGGUGACUAUAGUGCCUCUUUCAGUCAUCUGGAUCAUGGAUGGGGACUGUCAGUAGAUAUUUACAGGUCAUUGCAGAAAUGAUCGAUUGGAUUCAAGUCCAGGCUCUGACUUGGCUCCUUACAAAUAUUCAAAGCGGUUUCACUCAGUCAAUCUUAAACUAUCCUGGCUGUUGGAAGUUGAGCUUUAGGCCCAGUCUGAGGUCAUGGGCUCUCUGGACCAGACUUUCAUAAAAUAUUUCUGCAUUUUGCUGCAUUCAUCUUUCCUUCAACCCUGUCAAGUCUUCCAAUUCAUGCCACUGAAAAACUCCCCCAAGGCAUUAUGUCACAACCAAAUGAUGAAGGGUGCCUUCUUUCCUCCACACUUUGAAUUGAGGCUUCACAGUUCACUCUUUGAUCUAUUAGUCCAUAGAAUCUUGUUUCUCACAGUCUGAAAGUCCUUUAGGUGAUUUUUUGCAAAUUCCAAGUGGGCUUCUUUCAUAUGUCUGCAGUAAUGAGAGGUUUCUGUCUGGCCACUAUGCCAUAAAGGCCAGAUCGGUGGAUUAUGGUAGUGAUAGCUGUCCUUCCCAACAUUUCUCCUUUCUUUAUACAUGAUCUCUGGAGUUCACCGAGAGUGACCAUUGGUUUUUAGUUUUCUCUCUUACCAAAGCCUUUCUCCCCCGAUUGCCCAGUUUGGUUAGAAUGUCAGUUCUAGGAAGAGUCCUGGUUGUUGCAAACAUCUUCCAUUUAAGAAUUAAAAAGGCCAGUGUGCACUUGGGAAUCUUCAAUACAGCCAAAUCUUUUACUAGACUUCCCCAGAUCUGUGCUGAGAUAGUGACAAUAAUGUCCCAGAACUUUACAGGCAUUUGACCUCGUGGCUUGGUUUAAAUUCUGAUAUGCAUUUACAGCUGUAAGACCUUAUAGGGACAGGUGUGUGCCUUUCCAAACCUUGGAAAAUAACUUGAAUUUGCCACAGCUGGACUACAUUUCAAAGAUGAUCUAGAGAAAUGGGAUGCAUUUGACUUAUAUUUUCAAGUUUCAUGGCAAAGUGUUUGAAUACUUUGAAUGCUUACAUCAAUGUGAUAUUUCCGCUUUUUCUUUUUAAUAAAUUUUCUAAGUCUUAAAAAUUCUGGUUCUUGUUUUGUCAUUAAUGGGUAUUGAGUGUUGAUUAACGUGUAAAAAUAAAUGAACGAUUGUUGCUACAAAAAAUAAAAGGGGUGUAAAGUUCUGAAUGCAGUGUAUAUAGAAUAUUCUUCUGGCAUAAGUUAUUUAUAUAUAUAUAUAUAUAUAUAUACAAACUAUAAGGCUAUUGUGGUCAUAAAAUUGGCUUAAGACCAGCAGUUGAGUGAACCACUUUCCCAUCAAGACACAUUUAAUUCGAAAGAUAAAACAUUUUUCAUAUGAUAUCCCUUAUCUCGCAAUGUUUCAGAGAUUUCCUAAAAGAUUAUAAUGUAAAAAGAAAUACAAUUUUGUCAGAUACAGACAAAAUAAAUCUUAAAAUAGCCCACUUAUGUAUAUUUGUAGAAUCAUUUAUUUCUGGGAACAGAGCUUCUUAAAAUUUAUUCCAGAUUUUAAAAUAAUGCAUGUAUCGGUGUAUAAAGUACACUAAACUUGAGUACUGUGCAACCAUUGAAGUCUUCUAUUAUAUUUUGCAUGAAUCCCUUAUACUCACUGUGCUCCUUGUCCUUACCCUUUUCACAAGUUGCCAGAAUACAGCCUUAACAUUUGACCUACAAAGGUUUCUGUAGCAAGUAAUGGAAAGGUGUGGAGAGAUGCAAAGGAUUAUAAUGUAGACUCCUGGCAGAGAAAUGUGUUUAUCUAUAGGGGGAAAACAUUACAGAAUAAAUUGGACUUUAAGUGGGGCUUAGGGACAAAAUGUAUUUUCACAUUACUUUGCAAUGGAAAAUUAAAGAUAAAUAGGUAUACAUACUUGGAAGGUAGGGGUUAAAAUUUAUGUGGAGAAGAGCCAUGGCCAACCUGAAUAACCCAAGCUUUUCUUCCAUCAGAUUCUAUACGUUUAAUUAUUCCCAAAUAAUGUGUCAGAUCAAAUGUGAUACAAACUCAUUAUACAAAAAAAACACACAUUUUUUUGUAUGUACCCCAUAGAUAUGUUGCAUGCACCGAAAGAGCAUUGUUCUUUUACAAUCUAACCACAGCCUAUUUAUUGUAAAAACCAUCCACAUAUUCCCCAUGCAACUCCGCUAGUAAUGAACAUGCUGAAUUAUAUAUAUCAGAAGUACACUUAAAAGUACUAGCACACAGCCAAUUAAUUAGUUUACUGUUUUGUCUGUUGGCUUUGCUAUAAUCAAAGCCUAUGAAUAAUUAUAAAGAGAACUACGGGAAAGGUGGAGGCCUGAGAGACUUUUCACGAGAGAGAGAGAGAGAUAAUUGGAGAAAGUAAACAGGGGUGUAAAGGGGAGAGAGACAUAAUUAGAAUUGCCAAUUUAUAGUUUAGUGUGUUUGAAAUUACCAGACUAUGUAUUUAUUGUCGUCUUUAUAUCUUGUGCAUCACCAUAAAUAAUCACAUUUAAUCUAAUAACAUUACAUAACUAAAAAACAAAACCGAAAAAACAUUAGCCACAAAGGAAUAUACUGAGAAAAUGUAUUCCAAUGGCAAAGUAGUAUUUAUUUUAAAAAAAACAAAAAAAACCCACAAACAACAAAACACUUCACUUAUAUAUACACGUAAUAUAUUAUGUAUAGCCACCCGAAGAAUAAUGAAGGCAGAAAGUAAUUUGUUAUAUACUAAUUGCCAUUAAAAUUAUUAUUUUCUUGGUAUGUUUUACGUUUUGGAAUUAGAGUUGGCUUUAUGUUUGUGUAUGAUAAGUAAGCAUAUGGUUUUAUUUGUAUGGAAAAUUGUGUGUGUUUUGAGAGUUUACGUUUCACUCCAUUAAUGGACAAUCUGCCGUAGUUUCUAUCCGGUGAAUCUUCACACAUCUUUCCAUUACAUCAAACUCAAAUAGAUGGCGUUUAUUAACCAGAGCGCUUUUAUCAGUAAACACACUUUGCAUUAAUUUUCAAAGGUGGUUAGAGGAACUCUGACCUGCAUAAUAUAAGUCCUACUUUAAUCUUCUAAUAAUUUAAUCUAUAACUGGCAGCAAAUAUAUAAACGACUGGCUAUUUAAAAAUAGACGUAUUAACCCUUCUGCUUUUAGCUCUUGCUACCCAGUUAGCCUCACAAAUAUUCUUCUUGCAUUUCAUCCUGAUGCUAAGCUAAUCGGUCCAGAGCCCAAAAGCAGGAAGGUGUUAUUGCAACGGAUGCUGGAUAAGGGGAAAGCAUUUACAGAUAUGCUAUGCUAUGAAUUGCGUGAUCAUACCCAUAUGUAGAUGCAGCAAUAAAUGCUGCUUCUUUAUAUUCGGUCAUCUGCAUAUCUUUUGGCCAUGUGGAUUUUUUUUUCAUCUUACUGACAACCAAAAUUUGAGUUUUCCUAUGCAUGUACAUCUUAGACAGUUAAUUAGGAAUAGUACUUUUAACUUUCUUGUAGUCGCAUGAAAUGCCAUGGCAUUUUUACGAAUUGAUUUACCGAAAUGAAUUAUUGAAUCAUUUUGUCUUGAGAAUCUACUGAAAAAAGCACUUAGUUUUGAAUGUAUCAAUGAGUUGCAUGAGAGCUAUAAUCUAAAAGGAAUCAAUUCUCACCCGAGGAAAAAAAAAAAAAAGGAAAUAUUAAAAGGCUUAAGCUAGAUAAUAUAAUUAUAUGGGCUCCUUUUACUGCAUGUAGUUGCACAGCCCUCCAUAUAUAUGAAUAUUAGUGAUAUAAUGAGAAAUAUAUUCCUCUUUGUCUAGCAAACCGAGCACAAGACAGUUUUUACAUUAUUGUGAUCACAUUACCAGUAAAAUGAAGUAUAAACUAUCAGAUCAAUGAAAUCAAUUAACUCUGUGUUUGGACAACACUUUAGAAGAGCCGUUAUCAAAGAAUAGAUGUUUUAUUUCUGACGUGAUAAUUAACAUCGAGAGUGCCUCUAGCAGAGAAGGAUUAAGAUCCUACAGGGCCCUAGGCAAGUUAUCGGUUUGACCCAUUCGUUCUUCAAAUAGGAAUGGUAAACAAGGCCAGGAAAAUGUAUAAUUUCAGGAUCCCUAAUCACCGUAAUCAAUCUAGAUAUGUUGAUUUCCACAAUGUAAUUUAUACCAAUUUGGUUUCUCUUAUGUUAUUAGAAAUAGACCUCCUUGUGCUUUUAGAUGGCCGCCAUCUUUAUUUACAAUAACAAUAAGGCUAUAUAGUGUUAAUGCAACAUUUAUAUGUGAAGUUUCAUUUUUUUUGCUUUUGUUUUGUUUUCACCCGCACAGGUAUAUCGGUAAGUGUGUCAACAUUUAAUCUGGUGGCCAUAUCUCUGGAAAGAUACAGUGCUAUUUGUAAGCCUUUGCAGUCACGAGUAUGGCAGACCAAAUCACACGCACUGAAGGUAAUUGCCGCAACGUGGUGCCUUUCUUUCACAAUCAUGUCACCCUACCCAAUAUAUAGCACUUUGGUGCAGUUUCCAAAAUCCCAAAAUGCAACGGGCAACAUGUGUCGUCUUCAGUGGCCUAGCGACCUCACUCAACAGUCUUGGUAAGAAAUGUUUUAUUAUUUCCAAAGCCUGUCCUAACAAUGAUAAUGACUAACUAUAAGUGGGAGCUACUUUCCCUUUUUUUGCUGCUUUUCACAUCUUAAAGGAACACCCAAACACCAUAACCACUGACUGCAGUGGUUUUGGUACCGUGAGUAAGUCCCAUGGUAAGUAAGCAAAUUGGUCACCUCCUCCAGUAGAGUAGAAAGCUCUCUACAUUGUGCUAGACCUGCAGACUCUCCUGGAGGCUGUGACUAGUACCUAGAGGACACCAGGUAAGUUGUCAAACUACUCUCAAAUGAUUUAAUUACUUACCCCGGGAGAAUGUCAGUGCACACUUGGCACCAUAACAACUACAAUGUACCUGUAAAUGUUCACUUGUUUUGAAAAUUGUGUGUGUAAAUUUCAAAUUGACUGACUGACUUAGGGGGGAAAUUAUAUUUGCCUUCAGUGGUAUAGAAAUAUAUUUUUCCAAUACAACUCAGCAAGUAUAAGAGUAAGAAAAACUCAGUCUCAAAAAUUUGACAAAAGUCUCACUGUGUCUCAGUAUGAUAUGCACGAAAUGGACUAUAACAGUGAUUGCUAACUUUUGUUGCUUUAGCCGUUGUUUAGUAAGGUUUGCAUGAGUCAGCUGUUCAACUUGCUAAGCAUCAUGGGAGACAUGGCUUACAAUGGCUGGUUGAGAUGGUUGGGAUGCCAUCAGUGCAUCUCUAUGAGGAAAAUUCAGCGUCUCCAUGCAGAGCGUGGGGACGCUGAACAUCAUGGCUGCUUACUGUGCAGCCCUGAGCCAGGAAGCCCCUCCAGUGGCCAUCUGAGGAGUUGCCACUUGGAGGCGUCUCUAGGGGCAAUGUAAACACUGGCUUUUCUCUGAAAAGCAUUAAGCUGUAGUUGUUUUGGUGACUAUAGUGUCCCUUUAAGGGUGAGCCUGCAUGUCACAUGUACAUAUUGAUGUAUAAGCUGAUCUCUGUCCAUAUUUCACCCAUAUUUGUUUUUAAUAAUGUGAUAGUUAAUAACUGAACAAUACUCCUAUAUAUUAUCAAAUUGGUUAUCAUGGCCUUUAAUGUAUAACUCAGACUGUAGUUACAGUACACACGUUAUCCUAUACAGUGCAAUAUCCCGCUGUUUGCCUUACUGUAUUUAAUUAAUUAAAAGAACUUCAAAGAGGGAAUGCUGGUUAACCAAGGUUAUGUCUCCCACUCAUUUGUCAUCACUGGUUAUUAUUUUCCUGUCUGUCUUUGAAUAAUACUGAACGCCCUCUGUUUUAUUUGAUCAUAUGGUUUCAGUAAUCAUACAUCCAUCUUUUUUUCUGUAGUAGUUACAUUUAACAUGUUUCUGGUUUGCAAUUAUUUUUAUUAUGUUGUUGCCUCAGUGCUCAUUACGUUUUUAACAUUACAUAACAAUCAUAAUAAAUGUGUCUAUUCCCCUCAAAUGUACAUUGUGUUUUAAUGGUUCGUUUAAAAAUAAUGACCAUGUUUAUUGACUUCAUUUUGACCACAGAAAGCUGAUAGUAAUUACUUUAAGUCCCCGGAUUUAAAGUGGCCCCCACCGGCUCUUGUCAUUAAUAUUACUGGUUUUAUUUGUUCUGCUGGUUACAAUACUGUUGCUUAGCAAAGUGUUCAGUGUAUCUGUGAUUGUCACAAUGAACCAUUUAAGUGCCAAGGCAGCUUUAAAUCUGUACACGUUAGAGACCAUGUCACUUUAAAUCAUUAUCUGUUACGUCAAAUCAUAUAUCACUAUGGACAGGGUUCUAUUCAUGUGAAAUCUGUAUGUUGGUAAUUGUAGGACAAGUUUUUUUUGUUAUUAAAAACACAGGUCCAAACUGACAUAGGGGCUGCUGGAACCGCAGCUCCAGAUCGAGUCCUUGUAAAAGGCCCAAGAUGAAAUGAAAGGAAUGCAACAUUGUCAUUAAAACCCACACACUUUCACCUACCAGGGAAUCCCUGUGCUGAGAUUGCUAAAAUAGGAACAUCCUUUGGAGAUCAACAGACUGUACACAUUUCUUUUACCCUUCCAGCACUACUUCCCAAGGGACAGCGAUGGCUUAGCAUUGACACUGCUUUUGCGAACUACACUUUCUUAUGAUCUUAAAGCAGCUAAAGGUUGUCUUGGCCUAAACACUAUGGUAAAUGCAUCUCCUAGUAGUAGUGAUUAUUAUUAUUAUUAUUAUUAUUAUUUUAUUAUAUAUAUAGCGCCAACAAAUUCCGUAACGCUGUACAAUGGGUGGACUAACAGACACAUAAUUGAGAUCAGACCACUGACGUACAGGAACAGAGGGGGUUGAGGACCCUGCUCGAUGAGCUUACGUGCUAGAGGGGGUGGGGUAUAGUGACACAAAGGGUUAAAGUAGGGGAAUUAAAUAGUUUGUUACAGAAGGGUUUAUUGAGUGCUUGGUAGGUCAUUUUUGACAGGUGCAGGAACGGAGUCGUGGGGGAUGAGAAACCUGCUGACUGUUUAAUUGAUACGCUUUAAUGAAGUGAGUUUUCAAAGAUUUUUUGAAGGAGUGGAGGCUGGGUGAAAGUCUGAGGAGGGAAGGGAGUUCCACAGAAUAGGUGCAGCCCUGGAGAAGUCUUGAAGGCGAGCAUCAGAGGUGGGGAUCCGGGCAGAGGAUAGGCGUAGGUCUUGGGCUGAGCGCAGGGGUCUCGACGGGACAUACUUGUGUAUGAGGGAGGAUAGGUAUGUUGGAGCAGCAUUAUGUAGGGAUUUGUAAGCAAGCGCCAGAAUUUUGAAUUGGGCCCUAUGUCUAACUGGAAGCCAAUGCAGGGACUGACAGAGCGUGGAAGCAUGGGAGGUGCGACCGGACAGGAAAAUAAGCCUUGCAGCCGCAUUCAUUAUAGAUUGCAGCGGUGCAAGCUGGGAACAUGUAAGACCAGUGAGAAGGGGAUUGCAAUAGUCAAGACGAGAGAGAACAACAGCAUGAACCAGUACCUUAGAUAUGGGCGGAUGCGCGCUAUGUUCUUGAGUUGGAAGCGACAGGAUUUGGCUAUCGAUUGAACAUGGGGAGUAAAAGAGAGAUCAGAAUUAAAAAGAACCCCUAGGCAGCGAACCUGGGAGGUAGAGGUGAUAGUAGCGCCGUUGACUUGGAUGGAGACAGACACAGGAGUAGCAGCACUUGAGGGAGGAAAAACUAGAAGUUCUGUUUUGGACAGGUUGAGUUUAAGGAAGCGAGCAGCCAUCCAGUUGGAAAUAGCAGAGAGGCAGUCAGAAACACGAGUCAAGGUGGGUGGAGAGAGAUCAGGGGAGGACAGGUAGAUUUGCGUUUCAUCUGCACAUAAAUGGUAUUGGACGCCAAAGGAGCUGAUGAGUUUACCAUGGGAGGCAGUAUAGAUAGAGAACAGUAGGGGGCCAAGGACAGAACCUUGGGGGACGCUGACAGGGAGGGGUUGGGGAGAAGAGGCAGAGCCAGAGAAAGAAACACUGAAAGAGCGCUGGGAGAGGUAGGAGGAGCACCAGGAGAGAGCAGUAUCCCAUAGACCAAAGUUACGGAGAAUGUGAAGAAGCUGUUGAUGAUCAACAGUGUCAAAGGCGGCAGAAAGAUCAAGGUGGAUUAGGAUAGAGUAUUGGCCGCGAGAUUUAGCAGCAAUUAAAUCGUUGGAUACUUUGGUCAGAGCAGUUUCGACAGAGUGACCAGCGCGGAAUCCAGACUGAAGGGGGUCAAGCAGAGAGUUGGAUUCGAGAAAGUCUGUCAAUCUGGCGUAGACAACUCUCUCGAGGAUCUUGGAGGCAAAUGGCAGUAGCGAGAUAGGGCGGUAGUUGGAUGGGGAGUUGGGAUCAAGGUUGGGUUUUUUCAGAAUUGGGGUUACGGUUGCAUGUUUGAAGGCAGAGGGAAAUGUGCCAGAGGAAAGGGAGAGAUUGAAAAUGUUAGCUAACCAUAACUGGUUAUUCGAAGUUGAUAUCACUAGUGAGCAGUGUGGAGACCUAACCCUGCAAGUGCUGAUGAUUAUAACAAAGGGUUUAGAAAGGAAAGUGUACUUUACUUGAAUGUGAAGCAUGUUUGUUUUAUAGGAAAAUAGUGGGUAGGGGAUAAAUUAAAGCUUUAACAGCAUGUUUGGUGGUAUGAUCGUGUGAUAGUAUGAUAGUGUGAUAGUAUGAUAGUCCACACAAGGAGAGGUAAGGUGAACCCUAGGUAUAGGUUGGUGUUUCAAACUUAUAUAAUAGGUUAUCAGGACUUACCAGUAAAUUUGUAUUUGCAAUAAGAGGUUGUAGAGAGAGUCAAGGAGAAAAGUGAAAUAUAGCAUGUAUGGCAGAUUUUUACACAAUUUGCUAAGUAAGUUAAUUUGUGCCUCAGGAAAAUCUCUUUAUAGAAUAUUAUCCGGUGAAGCUGUUGUACUUGUGUGUUUGUGCAAAUGAGAGAGUUUGUUUAUAAAGGGAAUUGUGGGUAAGUAUGUGGAAAGGAAGUUCUGUUUGUGUUAUCUGAGUAAAUGGAAUUGAUGUGUGUUUUGAAGGAGCUUUGCUGAUGUGUACCUGUGUGCUAUGGUUGUGGAAAAGGAACUGGCAGUAUUUGUAUGUGUGGAAAAGAAGUGGUAUGUCCAUUUGUGGAACAGUAAUUGGUCACGUAUGUGUAUUAUUGUAUGUAUUGUUGUAUGAAAAGAUAAUUGAUGUUAUGUUUAUAUUUUUAAAGGGUAAUGGUGGUGUGUGUGUGUGUGUAGUUAAGGACUUAGCAGUGUAUCUAUAUGUGGAGAAGAAACUUGUAUCUGUGUGCAAUAGAGGAAUUGUUGGUGGGUAAGUUUCUGAGCAGAGUCUGUAGAGGAAUUGGUGGUGUAUGUGGAAAGGAAACUUAGAAAAAGAAACUUUUCAUUUUUCCAGAAAUGUUUGGUAUGAUUGACUUUUUUUAGAUCAGAAAGCCAACAGCAUUUGCCAAAAAAUAGGAGGAUAAAAAGUUACACACAGAAAUAAAUUCAAUUUAUAUUUCUAAAAUGUGCCAACCGUUCAAAUUUUUUUUUUAGCAAAUGUAAUAUUUUAAAUUGCAUAGUUGGCACAUCAAAAAACAAUAAAAUGGCAAGUGUCUGCAUAAUGUUUAUUAUCAUUAGUGGUAGUAACAGUGGUAGUAGAAGUAACAGUAGUAGUGUGGCGAAAGUGACCUCGCCACUGGUUUUUGGAGCGGACUACUUGCCAGCCCUUUACCCUGUGACUAUGGCCCCUUUCAUUUAUUGUGGUUUAGAGACCCUAUUUGUGGCUAUUGGGACUUUAAACAAUGGUUCUUCGAACUCCCGAACAGUCGAAGUGGCCACCAUUCGAACAUGUGAUGGCAGCCAUCUUGUUUGCAUGGACCAAAACCGCUAAAAGACUUCAGGGGGACUUAGCCGCAAAUGCCCCGGAACUAUUUUCGGCAUUAAAACCUCGCGGUUCCCGGUCGGUCCUCCAGCGGCACUUAGCUGCAAUUCUAUGGAACUGUUUUGGGCAUAAAAUCCUCUGUUCGCCUGGGCAAAACUAUGACUUCCAUAAAAUUUCUGAACCCCUGAUCUGAUCUGGGUGAUUUUUUGAUAUGUUGGUCACCCAGAUCAGGGCUAUCAUGGGAUGUAAGAAUGGGAAUAUGUUGUGUUUUAGGGUUCUUAUUGGACUUGUCGUAGGUCCAGCGUGGGUAGGAGACGGCGAGUUCCCAGCCAAGCUGUAACGCUGGAUGUGGGGACUGCAGUGAUGAUGGUGUCUGGUGGUGUGCUUUGAGUCCUCGGUGAGCACUAGGAGCAUCCGUCAGCGGAGGUACCCUACCGGGGUAUAGAAAGCUCCGUUACAAGUAGUAGUAAUAUUUUAAAGCACCAACUAUUUUAAUUUGGAAACAUUACAGAAAACAAAUAAUAAACAGACUAUAAAAUGUUAACAAGAAACAAGAGGUUAUUGGGAACCUUAAACAAGCUUACUGUUUCCAGGGCAAUAUUAAAAUUGAAAAAAAAAGUUACAUUGCAUAUAUUUUUCUAUUAUUAAUACAUAACUUGCAGGAAUAGUAAAGGGGUUUAACUUAAAGGACCACUACAGUGCCAGGAAAACAUACUCGUUUUCCUGGCACUAUAGUGCCCUGAGGGUGCCCCCACCCUCAGGGACCCCCUCCAGCCCGGCUCUGGAAGGGGGAAAGGGGUAAAAACUUACCUUUUUCCAGCGCUGGGCGGGGAGCUCUCCUCCUUCUCUCCUCCUCUGUUCCUCCUCCUGGGCUGAAUGCGCACGCGCGGCAAGAGCUGCGCGCGCAUUCAGCCCGUCGCAUAGGAAAGCAUUUACAAUGCUUUCCUAUGGACGCUGGCGUGCUCUCACUGUGAAAAUCACAGUGAGAAGCACGCAAGCGCCUCUAGUGGCUGUCAAUGAGACAGCCACUAGAGGGAAUAGGGGGAAGGCUUAACCCAUUAAUAAACAUAGCAGUUUCUCUGAAACUGCUAUGUUUAUAAAAAAAAUGGGUUAACCCUAGAAGGACCUGGCACCCAGACCACUUCAUUAAGCUGAAGUGGUCUGGGUGCCUAGAGUGGUCCUUUAAUGCUAUUUCUUCUCUUCAAAUAUUAUACAGCUGUUUUAAGAAAUAUAGAAGCUUUUUAUGUAAACAUAUAGAAAGAUGAAUUCAGGUACUCGACAUACCAAAUACUAAAAGAAUGUAAAAAAUACAAUUAUCUGCACAUGGGACAGUGAGGUGGGUGAGAGGGGAGUGACAUCAUAUAGAGCAGUGCUUCUCAACCCUCUCCUCAAGGCACACCUAGCAGUCCAGGAUUUAGGUAUUACCCAGGUGUGUCUAAGGUGUUUAGGUUUUUUUAAACACCUUAGACACACCCAGGUAAUCCCUGUUAGGUGUGCCUUGAGGAGAGGGUUGAGGAGCACUGGUAUAGAGUAUCUCUGCAAGGAGUAGAGGAUUACCCAGUUCAUAGGCGGAGAGGUAUAGUGUCUAUGCAGUGGGCAGUGGACUAUACAGUUUAUAGGCUGAGAGGUUUUUGUUUCUUAGCUGGGUGAGGCACUGUGUGGAAGGAGCUAGAACAUCAGGAGGGUUAGAUGUUAUAUUGUUUUCUAUGUUAAAUAUGUAAAUAACUUAUCAACUCUGUACACAUGCUGGUAGAUAGGGAGUUAAUGCAGGUUUCAUAUUGUUAAAAGCACAAAUCUUUUAGAUGGCCAUUUGAGAGUAAAGCUACAAAGACAUCAGACAUAUUUCCAAGCCUUAAGUAACAGUUAGUCACAAAUUAUACCAAAAAGCAUCUAUAUUAAGACUGACUUUUAGAACGUUGUGACGUAAUUCUUUUCAGAAACCGACAGCUGCAACUUUCUACUAAAUAAUUAGGUGGUUGUUAUUUUCACAAACAGAAAAAAAACCAAUAUUUUAUAGCUCACACAAUUGCAAAAGAAUUGUCUGCAUAUUACAAGCUUCAGAAAUUCCCAAAUUAAUUAUUCAAAACACAAACUCUGUGGAACCCACAAUUUUUGCAAGCUACAGGUGAAGCUAAACCACAGACCUUGUACUUUGAACAUUGAGCAAGUAUAGUGGUUUGGAAAAGAGGUCAACAGGUGGCUUCUACUAACAUGGCUGUUAGUGUUAUACAGAUUGUCGAGUUGGUAUAAAAAAUGGGCUAUCUCUGGAAGAUUUUCUGCUAUGACCCUAAUUAUGCUCCUUAUUGAAACAUUCUUUUCUACCUGACUGAGAACAACAGAAGGAAGGGCUGCGCCUCAAAUAGAUACCAAAUUAUGUAAACGUCUAUUAGCCAGGGAUAAAUAGAGACUAGAAAGAGAAAUAGCAGAGAUGGAGGAUUGAUCGCCUCAUACAGAGACCGGGCUGAUCACCUCCAAGCCACCCCAAAACAGCGUCUCAAAAAUAAUAAACAAUUUUAUUGGGAAAAACCUUAUUAAAAUCAAAGAAGGAAAACACAUCUAUCUAUAGAUAAAAUAAAUAAAGCUCAAUAUAUACAGAGUAUGGCUGAUAUAUAUAUGUAUAUAUAGUAUAGUAUGUCAAAUACCUAUAGGUAAGGUAUAGUACAUAUAUAAAUACAUAAGAACCAUAGACUGUGCAAUGCAAGCCCGAUACAGAAUAUAGAAUAUGGCUAAAAUAUAAGUAUAAUACUAUAAUAAGUACCUGUGCAAAAAAAUAAUAAUAAUAAAGAGUAGAUACAAUAGUAAAUAUGAAAAACCAAAAAUUCUGCACUUAAAAAACUAAUCGCUGCAGAGUAUGGUUAACCAUAUCAGAGUGUGGCAAAAUCAUUAUGAAGUGAAACAGUGUAAGCCACAAUAGUAGCCAAAGGCUCUGCUGCUGUACCUACAGGGUUAAGUUUUGAAUGGAAAUCGAAAGGAUAGAAGAGGGCAUAAAUUAAAGGAGAAAAAUAAAGCAGAAAGACCUGAUUAUAGAUCUACAUACAGGAAAACUAGGUCUGAGUGCCUAAUCCCGAUAACCAGCCCACCUAUCACUAAAUAAGAAAACCAGAGCUGCAAAAACGCUCAGUACCACUAAACCAUACUGUAAGGUACAAAGAAAAAACAAAAUAAACUUGAUUAGCUAUAUAAAAUAGCCCAUAGCCCAACGCGCGUUUCGGUGGAUUAACCACCUUUCUCAAGGGCACAAAGUAAAAUGAGGCAAACAGAACAAUCCCCCCUUACUCCAUUUAAACGUUGAUAGUACCUCCCAGUUCAUCUGAUUCGUCCAUAUGUCGGCUCCAUCUCAGAGGAGGAGGGACAGGGAUAGCCGCUCGUAUCACAAGUCCGUGCGCAUACCUGUCCACGCGCAGGCGCGCCGACUUAGUGUCAGGCUAAGUAUCAGGAAGAACCGCGCAUGUCAUAGAGCCGCGCAUGCGCAUAACAUAAAACCCGAUUACAGGGUCAGUCCGUGCGCAUGCGCGAAUGUGUACAUAGUAAACUUAGCGUACACAAUGUUAUACAUAUGCCGGUAUAAAUAACAAGUCCUAAAGAACGGAGUGCUACAUUAGUAGCAUUCAGAAGAGUGGAGUAAAAGGGGUAGAAAGUUCAAAAAACAUAUAUAAAUGAAUCAUCAAACGAAAAAGAAUAACAGAAGAAAGAUAUUAAGUUCCCAUCAUAUUUAGAGUUAAUCACAAGCAUACAUUGUAAAGAGACAAAAGAGUGGUAUUAUAAACACUAAUAACUAAUAAAUAAAGUAGAAUAAAAUAAAGUAAUAGUAAUAGGCUGAAAGAAAAAGAUAUAUACAUAAUUGUAUUCAUUGUCCAAUGAUUACAUACUAGAAUACAGACGACAGAAUCCCUAUCAAUCUAUAGUCAUUCACAUAGUCUAUAACUAUAUUAGAUUGGUGCAGGGAAGUGUAUAUAAGUAUAUAUGUAUACAUAGAAAAAUACAUACAUGUGUAUAAAUAUAUAUAUAUACAGUACAUUGUUCAAAAAGGCUUCCUCUGAGAAGCGGAUUAUAUGAAAGGGGCAAAAGAAAAGCCCUCAUUAAGACCUAGAGGUUGGAGUGUCUUAAGUUCGUAUAUCCAUCUUGACUCUCUCUGUCUUAAUAUUUUAUCAUAAUCUCCACGUCUCAAAGUCCUUUUAACCAACUCCAAACCACAAAACCUAAGAUUAUUGGAAUUCCCCUGGUGAUGUUCUUUAAGGUGUCUCGAUAUGGGUGUCUCGAGGCGAUUUCUAGGAGAUCUCACAUGCUCCAUAAUCCUAUCCUUAAAGGCCCUAAAGGUUUUUCCCACAUAUUUCUGUCCACAUGUGCAAGAUAAUAAAUAUACAAGGCCCUUCGUAUUACAAUUGAAGAAGCUUUUGACUUGGAAGGAAUCACGUCCCUGACUGUCCUUAAUAGUCUUAGAGUCCCUAAGGAUAAAUUUACAGGCUACGCAUCUACCGCACCCAUAUGUACCAAUUGGGGGGGUACCAAGCCAAGUGGCGCGUUGUUGUGGUUUCAUGGAGAAAUGGCUAGGAACCAAUAAAUCACGAAUGUUCCGUCCACGUCUGGAUGUAAUGUUAACAUGUGGGCUUAGAGUAUCUUUGAGAUGCACAUCAUUGAGCAGGAUGGGCCAGAAACGUUCAAGUGAUUUCCGAACUUCUGGCCAUCCCACAUCAAAUGUUGCUAUCAUGCGAAUAUUUCCAACGUCCUGAUUAGUGUCCAUUUUUGGACGAUCACACAAUAACUCACUCCUCUCAGUCUGGAGUGCUCUUUUGUAGGCCCUUUUUAAACAACGAUUCGGGUAACCUUUCUCCUUAAAAUGUUGCCGAAGUUGUUUCGCCUUGAUUAUAAAAUCCUGGGUGUCACUACAGUUUCUCCGGAGGCGAAGAUAUUGGCCUACCGGUAUACCCUCUUUGAGGGGACGCGGAUGAUGGCUAGUCCAGUGUAGAAGGGAAUUAGUUGCUGUAGGUUUACGAAACAGCGUAGAAUGGAAUGUACCAUCUUCACUGAUACUAAUGGUGACAUCAAGAAAAUUUAUAGAACGUCCUCCGAAUUCAGAUGUGAAUCGGAGGUUUUCAUCAUUUUGAUUAAGGAGUGUCACCAUAUCCUGAAAUUCACCAGGGGUACCUUGCCAGACGAUCAGGAUAUCGUCGAUAUAUCGACCCCACCACAGGACCUUAGAUAGGUGUCCACUUAACUUGUCUGAGUGGCGCACCUGUUCUUCCCACCACCCCAGGUGGAGGUUUGCAUAUGAGGGGGCACAAGCCGUCCCCAUGGCAGUACCCCUCACCUGGUGGUAGAACCGGUUGUUAAACAAAAAAUAGUUGUGUGAUAAAAUGAACUUAAGAAGGCGUAGAAAAAAAAUCGUAUAAGGGUCAUCACUUGAGACUUUUUGAGUAAGAAAGAAACUCACAUGAUCUAGACCUCUGUCAUGAGGUAUAGAUGAAUAUAAGGAUUCAACAUCCAGACUGCAUAGUUGGGCGGUGGAGGAGAAUUUAAGGUUAGCCAAUUUAAUAAGUGCCUGUUUAGUAUCCCUGAUGUAUGAGGGUAGAGUUUCGACAAAAGGUCUUAAAACUUUAUCAAUAUACAGACUACCAUUUUGCGUAAGGUUAUCGACCCCAGAAACUAUGGGGCGCCCAGGGGGGGUCUCUAGAUUCUUGUGGAUCUUCGGCAGGCAGUAGAAGGUUGCUAUCUUGGGGUGACGAGUGAGAAUAAAUUCAAACUCGUCACCCGACAGCAACCCCCCACUGCGGCCCUCAUCCAGGAUCUCUUUGUACAUAGAGAGAAAGGCAUUAGUGGGAUCUUGCUUAAGGACUAUAUAUGUCUCAGUGUCCUUUAGGACUUGUUCCGCCAUUUCAAGAUAUUUUUCCACAUCCAUCACAACGAUAUUUCCCCCCUUAUCGGCGGGUUUAAUGAUGAUAUCAAUAUCAUCUUGUAAAGUUUUUAAAGCACGUUGUUCCUGUUUUAGGAGAUUAUCACGUGAAUGGAUGCGGAGAGAUUUAAGGUUGAUUUUUUCGAUUUCAGUUUUGGCUGCUUCCAAAAAAAGUUCGAUAUUCCUAUAGCUCGAAAAGUUUGGUGUGAAGCGACUCUUGGAUUUUAAACCUGUACGAUUUGGUGUAAUAUUAGAGUCAUUUUCAUCCAAUAGAGCUAGCAAAUUAGUGAGACAUUGAAAGUCACUUGAUGCAAGUCCCAAAUCUUUUGCCCUUCUUUCAUUUUGUAUAGAAUGGAAUUUAUAUAACGCCAGUUUCCUAACAAAGAGAUUGAGAUCCCUUAUCCAACCAAACUUAUCAAAUGGUGGUGUAGGUACAAAUGAAAGACCCCUCCCCAGAACAGCUUCUUGGUCCAAAGUUAGACUUCGGGAAGAGAGGUUGACUAUCUGGGAUUUACGUUCUAAUAUAUGGAUAUCACCUAGAACCUCUUCCUCCUCCCCCCUCCUCUCGGAUUGCGAGUCUGAUAGCGCGUCCGUAGGCUCGGGAAUUCUUCCUGAUAGCCUGGCGCUAAAAAAUUAACCCCUUUCUUUAAAAUCCCUUUGGGGUUAGAAUUACUUGUGGGUAGGCUGGACUGGGACACAUUAUCAACUACACUACUUAGAGUCUGACUCCCAGAAUCUGUGUCGGAUGAGUCAUAUUCUGAAGUCAAACCAUUAUCGGAAGUACGUCGUACUCUACGAUUAAAAAAUUUGUAUACAUUCCCUGCUUGAUAAUCAUUGGAGUCCCUUAGGAAUUUAUCAUGUUUCCUAAAUUUCACAGACUCCUGGUAUUUAUCCAGGUUCUGCUUUAAUCUAGAUUCAAGGAAAGUGAAAUUAGGAUCAUUUUGAAAUUGUUUAAUUUCCUCAAGUUCUCCAUCCAAGUCUGUAUUCACUUUCUUAAGUUGUUCCUGUUCGAAUUUGCAGAUAAUCUGCAUAAAUGUUUUAGAGCAGGUGCCAGCCGCGGCUUCCCAUUCCUUCAUCAGAUCUGCAUUGUCUGUAUAGGAUGAGGGAAUGUUCCGCACUCUAAGGCCUCUUGGGAUCAUUUCUUUACUCAUGUAGUUUUCAAGUGAUGAAAUUUCCCAACAGGUUCGGAUCUGUUUUUUAUAUAGAUUAUGUAAUUUAUUGAAUGAUUUAUUAAUAUUAGGAGUAGUCGUAUUAAAGUCUAGUUUGGUGUUAGAGAAUACAUUUUCUGCAUCUCUACACCAGACACUGCUCUCAAUUUUAUUGGAUAGAAAACCAGCCAUAGUGAAAAAAUAAUAAUAAAGAAAAAUUAGUACAAAUUGUUAUAAUAACCACUCUAUAAUCACCCUGGUAUUAAAACCUGAUAGAAUAAUUUAAAUAAAUAGUACUACCUAGUUAGACAGCCCAACUUGGAGUACCGAAAAAUGGGUGAAUGGGGUGGCAAAAGGGCAUAACCCUAUAAUAGAUACAGAAAGAGAAAUAGCAGAGAUGGAGGAUUGAUCGCCUCAUACAGAGACCGGGCUGAUCACCUCCAAGCCACCCCAAAACAGCGUCUCAAAAAUAAUAAACAAUUUUAUUGGGAAAAACCUUAUUAAAAUCAAAGAAGGAAAACACAUCUAUCUAUAGAUAAAAUAAAUAAAGCUCAAUAUAUACAGAGUAUGGCUGAUAUAUAUAUGUAUAUAUAGUAUAGUAUGUCAAAUACCUAUAGGUAAGGUAUAGUACAUAUAUAAAUACAUAAGAACCAUAGACUGUGCAAUGCAAGCCCGAUACAGAAUAUAGAAUAUGGCUAAAAUAUAAGUAUAAUACUAUAAUAAGUACCUGUGCAAAAAAAUAAUAAUAAUAAAGAGUAGAUACAAUAGUAAAUAUGAAAAACCAAAAAUUCUGCACUUAAAAAACUAAUCGCUGCAGAGUAUGGUUAACCAUAUCAGAGUGUGGCAAAAUCAUUAUGAAGUGAAACAGUGUAAGCCACAAUAGUAGCCAAAGGCUCUGCUGCUGUACCUACAGGGUUAAGUUUUGAAUGGAAAUCGAAAGGAUAGAAGAGGGCAUAAAUUAAAGGAGAAAAAUAAAGCAGAAAGACCUGAUUAUAGAUCUACAUACAGGAAAACUAGGUCUGAGUGCCUAAUCCCGAUAACCAGCCCACCUAUCACUAAAUAAGAAAACCAGAGCUGCAAAAACGCUCAGUACCACUAAACCAUACUGUAAGGUACAAAGAAAAAACAAAAUAAACUUGAUUAGCUAUAUAAAAUAGCCCAUAGCCCAACGCGCGUUUCGGUGGAUUAACCACCUUUCUCAAGGGCACAAAGUAAAAUGAGGCAAACAGAACAAUCCCCCCUUACUCCAUUUAAACGUUGAUAGUACCUCCCAGUUCAUCUGAUUCGUCCAUAUGUCGGCUCCAUCUCAGAGGAGGAGGGACAGGGAUAGCCGCUCGUAUCACAAGUCCGUGCGCAUACCUGUCCACGCGCAGGCGCGCCGACUUAGUGUCAGGCUAAGUAUCAGGAAGAACCGCGCAUGUCAUAGAGCCGCGCAUGCGCAUAACAUAAAACCCGAUUUUAUAUUUAAUAUUGUUUAUUAUUUUUGAGACGCUGUUUUGGGGUGGCUUGGAGGUGAUCAGCCCGGUCUCUGUAUGAGGCGAUCAAUCCUCCAUCUCUGCUAUUUCUCUUUCUGUAUCUAUUAUAGGGUUAUGCCCUUUUGCCACCCCAUUCACCCAUUUUUCGGUACUCCAAGUUGGGCUGUCUAACUAGGUAGUACUAUUUAUUUAAAUUAUUCUAUCAGGUUUUAAUACCAGGGUGAUUAUAGAGUGGUUAUUAUAACAAUUUGUACUAAUUUUUCUUUAUUAUUAUUUUUUCACUAUGGCUGGUUUUCUAUCCAAUAAAAUUGAGAGCAGUGUCUGGUGUAGAGAUGCAGAAAAUGUAUUCUCUAACACCAAACUAGACUUUAAUACGACUACUCCUAAUAUUAAUAAAUCAUUCAAUAAAUUACAUAAUCUAUAUAAAAAACAGAUCCGAACCUGUUGGGAAAUUUCAUCACUUGAAAACUACAUGAGUAAAGAAAUGAUCCCAAGAGGCCUUAGAGUGCGGAACAUUCCCUCAUCCUAUACAGACAAUGCAGAUCUGAUGAAGGAAUGGGAAGCCGCGGCUGGCACCUGCUCUAAAACAUUUAUGCAGAUUAUCUGCAAAUUCGAACAGGAACAACUUAAGAAAGUGAAUACAGACUUGGAUGGAGAACUUGAGGAAAUUAAACAAUUUCAAAAUGAUCCUAAUUUCACUUUCCUUGAAUCUAGAUUAAAGCAGAACCUGGAUAAAUACCAGGAGUCUGUGAAAUUUAGGAAACAUGAUAAAUUCCUAAGGGACUCCAAUGAUUAUCAAGCAGGGAAUGUAUACAAAUUUUUUAAUCGUAGAGUACGACGUACUUCCGAUAAUGGUUUGACUUCAGAAUAUGACUCAUCCGACACAGAUUCUGGGAGUCAGACUCUAAGUAGUGUAGUUGAUAAUGUGUCCCAGUCCAGCCUACCCACAAGUAAUUCUAACCCCAAAGGGAUUUUAAAGAAAGGGGUUAAUUUUUUAGCGCCAGGCUAUCAGGAAGAAUUCCCGAGCCUACGGACGCGCUAUCAGACUCGCAAUCCGAGAGGAGGGGGGAGGAGGAAGAGGUUCUAGGUGAUAUCCAUAUAUUAGAACGUAAAUCCCAGAUAGUCAACCUCUCUUCCCGAAGUCUAACUUUGGACCAAGAAGCUGUUCUGGGGAGGGGUCUUUCAUUUGUACCUACACCACCAUUUGAUAAGUUUGGUUGGAUAAGGGAUCUCAAUCUCUUUGUUAGGAAACUGGCGUUAUAUAAAUUCCAUUCUAUACAAAAUGAAAGAAGGGCAAAAGAUUUGGGACUUGCAUCAAGUGACUUUCAAUGUCUCACUAAUUUGCUAGCUCUAUUGGAUGAAAAUGACUCUAAUAUUACACCAAAUCGUACAGGUUUAAAAUCCAAGAGUCGCUUCACACCAAACUUUUCGAGCUAUAGGAAUAUCGAACUUUUUUUGGAAGCAGCCAAAACUGAAAUCGAAAAAAUCAACCUUAAAUCUCUCCGCAUCCAUUCACGUGAUAAUCUCCUAAGACAGGAACAACGUGCUUUAAAAACUUUACAAGAUGAUAUUGAUAUCAUCAUUAAACCCGCCGAUAAGGGGGGAAAUAUCGUUGUGAUGGAUGUGGAAAAAUAUCUUGAAAUGGCGGAACAAGUCCUAAAGGACACUGAGACAUAUAUAGUCCUUAAGCAAGAUCCCACUAAUGCCUUUCUCUCUAUGUACAAAGAGAUCCUGGAUGAGGGCCGCAGUGGGGGGUUGCUGUCGGGUGACGAGUUUGAAUUUAUUCUCACUCGUCACCCCAAGAUAGCAACCUUCUACUGCCUGCCGAAGAUCCACAAGAAUCUAGAGACCCCCCCUGGGCGCCCCAUAGUUUCUGGGGUCGAUAACCUUACGCAAAAUGGUAGUCUGUAUAUUGAUAAAGUUUUAAGACCUUUUGUCGAAACUCUACCCUCAUACAUCAGGGAUACUAAACAGGCACUUAUUAAAUUGGCUAACCUUAAAUUCUCCUCCACCGCCCAACUAUGCAGUCUGGAUGUUGAAUCCUUAUAUUCAUCUAUACCUCAUGACAGAGGUCUAGAUCAUGUGAGUUUCUUUCUUACUCAAAAAGUCUCAAGUGAUGACCCUUAUACGAUUUUUUUUCUACGCCUUCUUAAGUUCAUUUUAUCACACAACUAUUUUUUGUUUAACAACCGGUUCUACCACCAGGUGAGGGGUACUGCCAUGGGGACGGCUUGUGCCCCCUCAUAUGCAAACCUCCUCCACCUGGGGUGGUGGGAAGAACAGGUGCGCCACUCAGACAAGUUAAGUGGACACCUAUCUAAGGUCCUGUGGUGGGGUCGAUAUAUCGACGAUAUCCUGAUCGUCUGGCAAGGUACCCCUGGUGAAUUUCAGGAUAUGGUGACACUCCUUAAUCAAAAUGAUGAAAACCUCCGAUUCACAUCUGAAUUCGGAGGACGUUCUAUAAAUUUUCUUGAUGUCACCAUUAGUAUCAGUGAAGAUGGUACAUUCCAUUCUACGCUGUUUCGUAAACCUACAGCAACUAAUUCCCUUCUACACUGGACUAGCCAUCAUCCGCGUCCCCUCAAAGAGGGUAUACCGGUAGGCCAAUAUCUUCGCCUCCGGAGAAACUGUAGUGACACCCAGGAUUUUAUAAUCAAGGCGAAACAACUUCGGCAACAUUUUAAGGAGAAAGGUUACCCGAAUCGUUGUUUAAAAAGGGCCUACAAAAGAGCACUCCAGACUGAGAGGAGUGAGUUAUUGUGUGAUCGUCCAAAAAUGGACACUAAUCAGGACGUUGGAAAUAUUCGCAUGAUAGCAACAUUUGAUGUGGGAUGGCCAGAAGUUCGGAAAUCACUUGAACGUUUCUGGCCCAUCCUGCUCAAUGAUGUGCAUCUCAAAGAUACUCUAAGCCCACAUGUUAACAUUACAUCCAGACGUGGACGGAACAUUCGUGAUUUAUUGGUUCCUAGCCAUUUCUCCAUGAAACCACAACAACGCGCCACUUGGCUUGGUACCCCCCCAAUUGGUACAUAUGGGUGCGGUAGAUGCGUAGCCUGUAAAUUUAUCCUUAGGGACUCUAAGACUAUUAAGGACAGUCAGGGACGUGAUUCCUUCCAAGUCAAAAGCUUCUUCAAUUGUAAUACGAAGGGCCUUGUAUAUUUAUUAUCUUGCACAUGUGGACAGAAAUAUGUGGGAAAAACCUUUAGGGCCUUUAAGGAUAGGAUUAUGGAGCAUGUGAGAUCUCCUAGAAAUCGCCUCGAGACACCCAUAUCGAGACACCUUAAAGAACAUCACCAGGGGAAUUCCAAUAAUCUUAGGUUUUGUGGUUUGGAGUUGGUUAAAAGGACUUUGAGACGUGGAGAUUAUGAUAAAAUAUUAAGACAGAGAGAGUCAAGAUGGAUAUACGAACUUAAGACACUCCAACCUCUAGGUCUUAAUGAGGGCUUUUCUUUUGCCCCUUUCAUAUAAUCCGCUUCUCAGAGGAAGCCUUUUUGAACAAUGUACUGUAUAUAUAUAUAUUUAUACACAUGUAUGUAUUUUUCUAUGUAUACAUAUAUACUUAUAUACACUUCCCUGCACCAAUCUAAUAUAGUUAUAGACUAUGUGAAUGACUAUAGAUUGAUAGGGAUUCUGUCGUCUGUAUUCUAGUAUGUAAUCAUUGGACAAUGAAUACAAUUAUGUAUAUAUCUUUUUCUUUCAGCCUAUUACUAUUACUUUAUUUUAUUCUACUUUAUUUAUUAGUUAUUAGUGUUUAUAAUACCACUCUUUUGUCUCUUUACAAUGUAUGCUUGUGAUUAACUCUAAAUAUGAUGGGAACUUAAUAUCUUUCUUCUGUUAUUCUUUUUCGUUUGAUGAUUCAUUUAUAUAUGUUUUUUGAACUUUCUACCCCUUUUACUCCACUCUUCUGAAUGCUACUAAUGUAGCACUCCGUUCUUUAGGACUUGUUAUUUAUACCGGCAUAUGUAUAACACUGUGUACGCUAAGUUUACUAUGUACACAUUCGCGCAUGCGCACGGACUGACCCUGUAAUCGGGUUUUAUGUUAUGCGCAUGCGCGGCUCUAUGACAUGCGCGGUUCUUCCUGAUACUUAGCCUGACACUAAGUCGGCGCGCCUGCGCGUGGACAGGUAUGCGCACGGACUUGUGAUACGAGCGGCUAUCCCUGUCCCUCCUCCUCUGAGAUGGAGCCGACAUAUGGACGAAUCAGAUGAACUGGGAGGUACUAUCAACGUUUAAAUGGAGUAAGGGGGGAUUGUUCUGUUUGCCUCAUUUUACUUUGUGCCCUUGAGAAAGGUGGUUAAUCCACCGAAACGCGCGUUGGGCUAUGGGCUAUUUUAUAUAGCUAAUCAAGUUUAUUUUGUUUUUUCUUUGUACCUUACAGUAUGGUUUAGUGGUACUGAGCGUUUUUGCAGCUCUGGUUUUCUUAUUUAGUGAUAGGUGGGCUGGUUAUCGGGAUUAGGCACUCAGACCUAGUUUUCCUGUAUGUAGAUCUAUAAUCAGGUCUUUCUGCUUUAUUUUUCUCCUUUAAUUUAUGCCCUCUUCUAUCCUUUCGAUUUCCAUUCAAAACUUAACCCUGUAGGUACAGCAGCAGAGCCUUUGGCUACUAUUGUGGCUUACACUGUUUCACUUCAUAAUGAUUUUGCCACACUCUGAUAUGGUUAACCAUACUCUGCAGCGAUUAGUUUUUUAAGUGCAGAAUUUUUGGUUUUUCAUAUUUACUAUUGUAUCUACUCUUUAUUAUUAUUUUUUUGCACAGGUACUUAUUAUAGUAUUAUACUUAUAUUUUAGCCAUAUUCUAUAUUCUGUAUCGGGCUUGCAUUGCACAGUCUAUGGUUCUUAUGUAUUUAUAUAUGUACUAUACCUUACCUAUAGGUAUUUGACAUACUAUACUAUAUAUACAUAUAUAUAUCAGCCAUACUCUGUAUAUAUUGAGCUUUAUUUAUUUUAUCUAUAGAUAGAUGUGUUUUCCUUCUUUGAUUUUAAUAAGGUUUUUCCCAAUAAAAUUGUUUAUUAUUUUUGAGACGCUGUUUUGGGGUGGCUUGGAGGUGAUCAGCCCGGUCUCUGUAUGAGGCGAUCAAUCCUCCAUCUCUGCUAUUUCUCUUUCUGUAUCUAUUAUAGGGUUAUGCCCUUUUGCCACCCCAUUCACCCAUUUUUCGGUACUCCAAGUUGGGCUGUCUAACUAGGUAGUACUAUUUAUAUAAAUAGAGACUAUACAAGCAAUAUAUACACAAUAUAAAACAAUACCAUAGUCCAAAAAAGUCUAUGUAAAAGAUACCCAUGUAGAUAGUAAUACGUACAGGUACAGUGCUGGGUCAAACCAGAAGCUUCUAAAUCAGAGAGUUCUUGUUGGGAAGUUAUGAUAAUAUUCAGAAUUUCUUGAUGUGUCCUAUACACUCAGUGCAAUAUGUUGCAUCAACCAAAGUAGUUAUAGUACAAUAGCGAUGGGUUACUCACAUUUAGUAGAGCUAUAGCAAGCUCCAGCGUGUAGAGCAUUCAGUGGUAUAAUUCCCACAUAUAUGAUUUGAUGUCGGUGUCCUCAAUAGGAAUAGUGCCAGCCACCCAAAAUUAAAAAGAAAAAAAGGCAAGCGCAACUAUUGGUAAAAAGGUACCACAACUGGAGGUGCCGUGCAUCAAUUGCUGGAGUUGUGCUAUAUUUCUGUGAUAUGUAAUGCUAAUCUGUAGAUUUAGCAGACAGCAGAUGGCACUAUAAUUAAAUAAGUUAUAGGUGAUGUGGCCACGUGUGACAACUCCUUCUCUGAUUUUGUCAUGCCUAUAAAAUAACAGCUUGGAAUAUCGAAGAAGUAUUGUUCUACCUGAUCCCCAGCAUUAACAAGCUGCACAUCACAUACUGCGACCAAUCACGCAGUUUGUCAGUGAAACUUUUAAUUCCUUUUUUAAUAAAACAUAACCGUAAUAUACCAUUCGUGGAAUAAAGAAAGGGAAGCACGUCUGUUUGGAAAGAGAAUGCUGGGUAUUUUAUUCCUUGUUAAUCCUCUCUAAUCUCGUAUAAUAUCCACCAUGGAUAAAUAUAAGACCUAUUUAUACAUAAAACAAAAAUUAGAGUACUCCCUGUAAAAUACUGUGUGAGUUUUACUAGACUUUUUUAAGCCACAAUGUCAAUAUUCAAACCUGGGUUGCCUUGGCUACUGUGUGCACUGGAAGUGAAAUUACUAGUACCUUCUACUUUGCUCCAUGAACGCCCUUCGAUAGGCAACUGAAACAGCAGGCAGCAGUAGAAAGGCAUUAGUUAAAAGCUGUUAUUGUUUAACUUUAUUACUUGGAUAGUUAUUCUAGUAUGAAGGCAAAUACAUCACUAAUGAAUAAUGUUUAAUCAUAUUCCUCUGUUAAAACUUUCACAUGUUUUUUUCACCCAAUCUCCAUUCCAGUUUGGAAGCUUACAUCUGCCACUGUGUGAUAUAUCUGUCAGUUUAUCUGUCAGUUUCAUAUAUGUAAGUACAGUAUAUGAAAUGUGUCUGUGUGUAUAAAAUGUAGCAAAGUGUGUUGCCUAUUAAAUGAAUACAGUUCUUAAAGGAACACUCCAGGCAAAAUAACACUUCAUCUAAAUGGCAUACUUACCUCAAGAGGUUUAACCCCCAAAGUUGCCUCCAGCACUGAUCUCAUCUCUCCCCAGACGGCAUCCAGCUUCUGAAAUUUAAGUUUCAGGAAGCGAGGAGUGCAGCCAGGCCGGGGCACCACGGAUUGACUGAGCGCGGUCAGCUGACACUCUCAACCAGUCAGUGACUUCCCAUUCUGAAAACUGGCUUAGAAAGAAAAAUACCAAUCACCUGGUGGCACUCUGCGUUUCCUGAAACGUAAAUUUCAGGAAAUGCAUGCCGCCUGGGUGGAGCUGAGAUCGGUGCUAGAGGCAACUUCGGGUUAAAUUGUUUGAGAACGGUUUAACCCCUUGAGGUAAAAGUGCGCCAGGGGCCUCCUGGUACCAUAACAACUUCAACAACUUACCUGGGGUGCACCAGGUGUCUGUUCCAGCCUUAUUUGGAGCCAGAAUCUCCUGUAAUGAGCUUUUGUUAGCUCCACUGAGCUAAACCCUGCCGUGCAAGGCCAACUUAUUGUUUGAGAGAGGCAGCUAAGCACUCUUAGACAUUGAGCUAAUUUAUCCUAAGGCUUAGUUCAAUGCAGAGAGCUUCUGACUGCACAAGAAGAUGUUCACAGUGGUGUGAAUUCCAGGUAAGUUGUAAAACUAUUAGCAAAAUGGUUUGACUACUGAUCCUGGGAGAAUGACAGGGCACUUCAGGCACCAUAAUCACUAGACUUGUGCAGAUGUUUGUUUUGAGUGGUUCAUCCAAGUCAAAUGCCUUUUAAUCCACAACCAGACAAAUCGAUCAUCCAGAAUUUACCUAUUGAAUCUUAUACAUUGAUAGGACUCCACGGGUAAAUGCCAGGUGAUUGAUUUGUUUGGGUAUGAAUUAAAGUCUGGGCUGUAAUGGUUACAUAGUUACAUAGCUGAAAAGAGACUUGCGUCCAUCAAGUUCAGCCUUCCUCACAUUUGUUUUUUGCUGUUGAUCCAAAAGAAGGCAAAAACCCAGUUUGAAGCACAAUUUUGCAACAAGCUAGGAAAAAAAAUUCCUUCUUGACCCCAGAAUGGCAGUCAGAUUUAUCCUUGGAUCAAGCAGUUAUUACCCUACAUUGAAAGAUUAUAUCCUUGAAUAUUCUGUUUUUGCAAGUAUGCAUCUAGUAGCUGUUUGAACAUCUGUAUGGACUCUGAUAAAACCCCUUCUUCAGGCAGAGAAUUCCACAUCCUGAUUGUUCUUACAGUAAAAAACCCUUUCCUUUGCCUUAGACGAAAUCUUCUUUCUUCCAGUCUAAACGCAUGGCCUCGUGUCCUAUGUAAAGUCUGGUUAGUGAAUAGAUUUCCACAUUUGUAUAAUGUUAUCAUAUCCCCUCUCAGGCGAUGUUUUUCUAAAGUAAAUAGGUUUAACUUUAACAGCUGUUAGGGUGCUUGGAGUGUUCCUUUCAGCUUCAUUCAAAAUUAAAACACAGGCAAGUUAUACUUGUUUUUUUUAGCUUUUAUUCAGUUUCUGCAUGUGAACUGGAUACUUGGCAGUCCUAUAAUUGGAUGAAUGUUGAAACAGUGUGUUCCACUUGACAGUUGUUUUUGCAUUUAUUGGAAAAUGCAUUAUUUAGCAAGUUCUAGAAUAGCCAAUUAUGAAAAUACCAUAAUACAAUAAUUACACGUGCCACCUGCUACUGUGACUUAUCUGGGCCCAUGCAUGCUAAUGCUUCCAAAUGCAUAACAGUUAAUGGUCCAAUAAAAACAUUACAGCACUCGCAAAACUACCAGGAUACCUAGGUUAAAAUGGAGAAUAAGAUGCAUUUUUAUUUUUGCAACCCUUUACAUAUUAUUAUUGAAUAAAGAACAUGUUUGCAGUAAUCAUUUAAGUGUGAAUGAAUUGGGUAUAUGUAAAAGCAUAAGGAAAGUAACUAAUUAUAUUUGGCAUCUCAGCGUUUGAAACCAAGAGUGUGUGGUGCUACUGUUCAAGGUGAUCUCACAAAUGGACUCAAAUUUUGCCCUCGAGUUAAUAUUUUUGGAUAGCUUUUCAAAUGAUUUAAUAUUUUUGGCUAAACUUUUUAACUUAUUGUUUCAAAUUAUUAAAAUAAAAUAAAAAUAUAUGUAAAACUAUAAAAACCAUUAAAUGCCGGGGGGCGGGGCCUGACCACUGAAAGAAGUGGUCGCGGGUGACAUUUUAACCUAGGUAUCCUGGUAGUUUUGCGAGUGCUGUAAUGUUUUUAUUGGACCAUUAACUGUUUUGCAUUUGGAAGCAUUAGCAUGCAUGGGCCCAAAUAAGUCACAGUAGCAGGUGGCACGUGUAAUUAUUGUAUUAUGGUAUUUUCAUAAUCGGCUAUUCUAGAACUUGCUAAAUAAUGCAUUUUCCAAUAAAUGCAAAAACAACUGUCAAGUGAAACACACUGUUUCAACAUUCAUUCGAAUGAAAUUGCGAUCCGAAUAAAGUACCGAAUUGUGCUCUAAAAGAAACGAACAUACUGUUCUCAUUCAGUUAGAACGCAAUUCGUCAGUUUCAUCUAAAAUGACAGGAAGCAUCGCGGGAACACAGAAGAAAGGUGAGAAUUGUGGGAAAAUUGCUCUGACCAGCGGAAAUGAAGCACACUUUGCUCCUUCGCUGGUCAGAGCUGGUCAAGCGGAGGAAUCCUCCAUAAGGCAAAGAGUCCCUACUUUGUCUUAUGAUUUUAAAGAAAACUAAAGAAGACAGGAAGAAAAGAAGAACAGAUCCUGAGAGAGGCGGAGAAGAGGAAGGGACUGAGGAAAGGUAAGUUCGGCAUGACAGUGCCGCUUUAAAUUGAGGCUUAUGUCAGGAACUAGGUCUUCAGACAAAUAAAAAAAGAGGUUCAACCUGGGAUCGACCUUAGCAGGCAAUUGCGACAGUAUAUACAAUGUAUUAAACUGUGAUAUUGUGCUAUGCCAGAUACAUGUUUAUGUGACUUUUGAGGUUAAUUCCCACUAAGUGAAUUGAUCAUCUGAAUAAUAAAUUCAGUUUUCUUAUUUAAAAAUAAAUAAAUUGAUAUUUCAUAUGUACAUGACAUUUAGUAAGAGAAAAACAAAUGAAAUUGAAUAAAGCAAGGUGUUCAGUCCUUCUGGCAGCAAGUUAACAGUGAAAUAUAUGAAAAUUAUCGGUGAACAAGUAGGUAUACUAUUAUUUAGACACUGUAAAACAUAAGUCAGAGUUAAGGCUAAGAAAGAGGGAGAAAAGAGGUACUUUCUGAAUAUCGUUCACUAUUUUUAGGGUGAGGGGGAUAGGUAGGUCUUUAUUAAAACAUUUUUUUAUUAUAUUUUAGUGCCCCAACUCGCCGCUCAUGGGGGCCGAGGGGUGGACAAUAGGUCACCCCUCAUUUUCAUUUAGGGCCCCCAUCCGCCACUCAGGGUUGGGGGCCGAGGGGAGGACAAUAGGUCACCCCUCAUUUUCAUUUAGGGCCCCCAUCCGCCACUCAGUGGUGGGGGGCGCACAGGCUGCUCACUGUUUACUAGACAUGCCCCUAUUCGCAAUAUAGCGAGUAGGGGCAGAAUUUACUAAUACUAAGUAAUCUUUAUUUAGUAUGAGUAAAGUUGGCUGAAAUACCAACUUAGGUCUUUCAGCCUUUUGGUAGAUAGCUAAACUGUUCUCAUUCUGUUAGGACGAAAUUCAGUAGUUUCGCCGUUGGUCAAAGCUGGUCAAGCGUAGGAAACCUCCAUAAGACAAAGUAGUCUUAUGUUUUAAAGAAAACUAGAGCAGACAGGAAGAAAUUAAGAACAGAUCCUGAGAAAGGGAGAGAAGAGGAAUUGAUUAAAGAAAGGUAAAUUCGGCAUGACAGUGCCGCUUUAAUAUUGUUGGAUACGUUUUCCAAAUUAUUUAAUAAUUUUUGGAUAAACUUUUAUUUUUUCAACAAAUUAAAAUGAAAAAAAUACAUCAUAUGUAAAAUAGAUAUAUAUGUCAACAUAUCAAAAUAUUACAAAAUGUUUAAAAUAUCUUUUAUAAUAUUAAAUCAUUUUAAAGGUUUAUCCAAAAAUAUUAAAUGAUUUAUAAAUCGUAUCGAACAAUAUUAAAAGGCUAUUUAUAUAAAGCAAAAAAAAGCUGAAAAAUACAUUUAGUCUUUCACGCAUUGAUGGUCCAAAAGAAGACAAAAAAAAAACAGUUUGAGGCGAUUUCCAAUUUUGUCACAAAUGGGAAAAACACUAAUUCAACCCAAAAUGGGAGUCAGAUGUUUCAUUGGAUCAAGCUGAGUCCUAUAGAAAACGAUACUCUGUAAUGAUGCAUCAUUCAAAAAUGUUUCCAGAAUGAUUUUGGUUUUUUUAAAUAGCUCAUAAAAUUCUACUAACUAUAGAUUUCAAGCUUAAAGGUUAAUCACUUUAUACCUAGGUGCUCCUAUUUUUUAGGGCAGAACAGAGAAUCUAAAGUUCCAUCUCGAAUCAUAAUUUGGUUCUCAGGACCUAUAUUUACUUUUCUGACUUUCAUUUUUAUAUUAAAAUUGUAUCGUAUUUGCAAGAGGUUUUAUAUUAAAGGACCACUCUAGGCACCCAGACCACUUCAGCUUAAUGAAGUGGUCUGGGUGCCAGGUUAAGCCAUUUUGGGGCACCCUCCAACUAGGGUUAAGCCAUUUUGGGGCACCCUCAGGGCACUAUAGUGCCAGGAAAACUAGUGUUUUCCUGGCACUAUAAUGGUCCUUUAAAUAGAUGUUUAUUUUAAUGCAUGGAAGAUGAUGAUGCUGUGGGUACUGGCUGAUCAUGCUGAAUUUGUUGAUAUUUUCAAUAACUUAGUUCAUACUUUUGCUAAUGCGGCUAGACUUUCCUGGGCACAAAUAUGUAAAGAUUGGCACUAAUCUAAUAUAACCUUAAAAUAAAUGGUUUUAAGUUUCAGUGUGAAAACAAAAAUAUCACUUGGAGCAAAAUUUCAUCCCAUAUUACAUGUACAUAUAAUUCAGUACUAUCAAAUGAUUGACUAUGGGUUUGAAUACUUUUGCAAAGCACAGGAGACCUCAUGCUUUAAUUUAUAUGGAUCUCAAUAGAUUUGCAAGACACUGUGUGUAUGAGACAUACUAUUCCAUUACAUUAUAAUAGAAGCCCGGAUAUACUGAAUGAUACAACGCACAAACAGAUACCAUUUGCUGGUUUUACAACUUUAACCCAAACCGAGCCAUUCAGAAAACAAUCACCAUGUUCCACAGUCAAAUACUCACAGCGUAUGAUAUAUAAAACAAGCAAUGUAUUUCCUGGCCAAGAGAUACUUGAAUGUAUAUACAUAUUUAUUUUCCCUGUACUAUAAAGUAAUAAACUACAUUAAACAGUACAGAACUUCACUUAAAACACCAAUUUUCUCUUGUUUUGCACAGUGAAUCAUUUGUUCAGUUAUGUAUAAAUAUGGUUUGAAAUUCAGAAAAGGGUGAAAGGUUAAGUUUAAUAACUUAUUUCUGUGGGGUUUAUAAGGUUUGAGAAUAGAGAAAAAAAACAGCACAGAAAAGUUUGAGAACUUAAUAAAUACUAGACUUAUGCAAAAAUUUGUUUGGAGCAUUUUGUCCAAAUCAAAUUCCAUUUGUCACGAUACCUUAUCUUACUCCUGUGUUCCCUUCCCAGAAUCAGCACAGCAUGUCGACCCCUUUUAUGACGUGGCGCGCUUACAUCAUAACGGCAAUGCUGCGAAAAUGUUAAAAAUACAACGCCCCCUGAUUUUCUUUUGGGAGGGGGGGCGUGGUUUUAAAGCAAAAGACGCUACCCUAUAUAUAGAGCGUCUUUUGCUUUGGUUCAGUGCCCUAUUGCCCUCUAAUGCUAUAUAGUUUCCUGAUAGUGUUCUCUGGUAUUUAUUAUCUUUUGCUAUUCCUUGACUAUUCUCUCGCUAUCCAUGUUAAACCCAGCCAUUCUAAGUUCCAAGUAAUACGUUAUCUCUACUCAAGGUUACAUACUGCGUGUUGGGGUCACUUUGUCGUGACACCAUUUACUUCACACCUGGAUGAAUUGUUCUGUCUGGGAUUUUCCUGUGGUGUCUUUAAAUCAUUUAUUCAGUGUAAAUUAAAAGGAAUUUGAUUCGGACUACCCACUCCAAACACAAGUCUAACAAAUACAAAAUAAAAAAAGCAAUCCAUUAUAAUUUUGGGUGGCCAGAUUAUACAUCUUACAUGCUCAAUGUGAUGAUGAAUAGCCAUGUUUGGGAAUUAUUUAAGGUAAAUAGGGAACAUUAAAAAAAACCGAAAAAUAAAAACACAUAAAUCCAUUUGCCCGGUAGCUAACAAGCACUCCUUGAUUUAAAAAAAAUAUUAGUGUAACAUUAAUUUGAAGCAAAAGGUAGAAUAGAUAGCAUAUAUAUAUAUAUAUAUAUAUAUAUAUAUAUAUAUAUAUAUAUAUAUGUGUGUAGAAAGGCCAUUAGGCCUGAAUUUUUGGGAGGAGUAAGUCCCCUACUUAAACUCUCAGCCCCUACUCACCUCUGCCGGUAAAGUUGUUUGUCGUAUCUCCAUAGCAACCAGCACUUCCGGUCCAAGCUUCCCGCCAAACAACUCCAGUCUCCAGCAGCAGAGGUGUCCAGCUAAAUCCUCUGUCCGUUCUGCAGCCCUGCCACCCGGCUUCUCCCCGGUCGCGGUAUUUGGCUUCCGGUCACGAGACCGACACGCUCACGUAAGCUUGUGAGGGAAAUAGCUUUUAGCUAUUUCCCUCCGUUCGGGCCUAAAAACGUAUGGGUAGGCUCCCUUUUUACUUAUACAUUACCUGUUCGUGCAUACUUACCCGUUCGUGAACUUCCGCGUUUGUGCGUUUAAACUAGACGAACGCCGGCUAUACUUACGUUUUAUGGGUCCUUCGUACGGUCUAAACUGCCGACCUUUGUUCGGGUAAACUCUGGUAUAAUUUCGUUAAAUUCUGGUAUACCAUUAGUUCAUACAAACGAACUAUAUACAUAUAUACUUACCCGUUCGUUCAUUUAGCGAUUCGUGCAAUAUUCUCUUCACCCUUCGCAUACUUACCCGUUCAUGCACUACUUCUAUUCGUGCGGAAUUAGGCAAAUGCACACUAUACUUAGCUUCAGUGGGUCCCCCGUGCGGUCUAAACCGCCGACCCCUGUUCAUGCAAAUAUCUGCUUUUCGUUCAUACGAACUAAACAAUCAUUUAUUCAUAGAUACUUCCCGUUCGGUUACUUAACUGUUAGUACUAAAUCUGUCAGUAUUAGUUAAUAAAAUCUGUUUAUUACUACAACCAUUUACUGUUGCCUCUGUGGCUCUUGGUUUAAUUAUGUUUAUAUAAAUUAUGACACUUUAUCUCAGAGUUAACCCUCUGUGUUUUAGGUAUGUUAUACACUUAAUAAAAUUCUUCCUGACACCCUACUACUUUGGCAGCGUUUUUCAACUCCACGCCAACCCUGUACGCUGUCACAAACUUAUAUAUUUAUAUAUGGCACAAUCCUCUGGGGGAAUUUUGCAAACCCUACAUUUCUUAUUUUUCUUUAGCUUUAACAUUAAUUUUAGCCUCUGUUACAUUUCUUUGAUCUCCACAGAUUGCCUGUUUAUCUUGUAUGUUUGCAUAAAGUUGUCAAAUUCAAGUUCUUGUAUUUACAAUUCAGGUACAGUAUUUACUGACUUCUGUUCAAUCAUGUUAAGGCCUCAGACAGCCUUCACUCUAAACUUGUCACAAACGGAAUUUGUUAAUUAAAAUAUAAUGUCAUAACCAUUGCUAAUUUUAAUAAUAUGCGAUGGCUUUUAUCCAUAGCUCCAACACUAUUCUAGGCCUCCUCCCAUUUUCUCCGUAAGAAAACACUUAGGCCCAUCCAAGUACCUGUACAACAAAUCAAGGUAUAGUACUCUACUCAUUACAGGGUUUUUUUUAUACAAGACCCGACACGGUCUCUAUUUAUCACAAUUAUCACACGGUCCUACGUCCUUGUUAUGUUAAAAUUCUCUACAUUUUUCUACUUAGGCCUACGUUCAUACUGCCUUCGGGCAAGAACCUACCUAACCUGGACUUGCUACCUUAAGGCCUCAAUUAGCCUCCCUCUAUAACAUAAACUCGUCCCAGUCUAAUCAUUCAGAUCCCUCACCUCAGGAUCUCACGUUGCGCACCUAUAGCCACCCAUUACUACUAAGCAUACGCCCCUAUGUUACGCUCAAAUACAUCAACAUCUGCCUUACCCUUAGGCUUCUUCUACAAUACCAGCAGCGGCCAAGCCACUCUUCUUAAAAACACUUGAAGGUUCAAGUUACCUGUUAUAAUCACUAUCAAGGUUAGUAUCCACCCAUUACACCAUGAUGGCCAUUUAUCCCAUAGAAAGCAAAUGAACUGGCUUACAGGGUCUAGGCUCCGGCCCUAGCUCACUCAAGUAAAUUCCGGUCCCGCUAGGCCAUUUCCCUACAGCCCCAUGCCCAAAUCAUAGUUAGAUGCCUCGUUCGCCCUUCUACAGGGCUGCAGUCAGUGCCUCACUUUUCACGGCCACACGUUUGAAUCUCCUUAACAGUCAUCGAGAGGCCAACAUCCCGCCACCACGUCUGUGGCAACAAACUUCUCUCGGCCAAAUCAUAGAUAGAGCCUCUCACCGCCACUCGGCACUAGCAGGGCCUCACUUGUCACUAGUUCACAGUUAAGUUUUUCGCUUCGGCACUAGCCUUACAGUCCAGUUCACCUAAGGAACCUCCUCUCAUAACCCCCUCUGUCCCCUCCUUUGCCCUACUAAAUCUAAUUCACCAAUUCAUUUCUAGAAUGUCUCAAGAACCAGCCCCCACCGACGAUUUGUCUGCCGAGGAGAUCCCGUUCACUCAUAUCAGACCAGAGUCUCCAGGCGAAUCUCUCACCUCCUCUACACCUAUGUCCUUGAGAGCAUGGACUAUUCCAAAAAUUACGGCUGAACUUAGGCGAAGGGGCAUCCCCUUUCCUGCUAUGGCUAGAAAGGCGGAACUAUACAGACUCUUGACCAAUCAGGCCCCCGAGCCUAGACCAGGCACUAACACUCAAGGACAACCAUCAGGCGCUUGCACGGCCACUCAGGACACCCUUGCAGCAAUCCUGGAAACCUGCAGACCUUGAAUAACAGGUUAUCUAGGGUGGAGAGUGCCAUCCUCCUCUCAGCCCCCGUCCCGGCAGUCUCUGCUACAACACCACACUCCCUUAUACAUCCCCCUCCAGCACCUGCCACAGUUACAUCACCUUUUGUGUCACCAGCACACUCCGUCCCAGACCCCAUUAGGAAAGAAAUCCGAGAUGGGAAGGAUGUGUGUCUGGUGUCACUGCUUAUAGCCUCACAAGAUGUGCUGGAGAACCGGGCAUAUAAUUAUGGGGAUAUGUCAGUGGUGCUUAAAACCAGAGAUCCCAGGCUUAACAAAAAACUAUCAAUACCACAGUUUGUAAUAGCUUUCGGGAUAUACCGCGACGUCAUUUGCUCGGUAUAUCUCCACAGAAAAGAGGAACUAGACCUCUAUGCGCAUCAUUCCACAGGGUAAGUCUUUCGUAUCCAGGCUUCUUAGUCUGCUUCAGGGGGUGCCAGACUCCUGCCCAAUUUCUUUGGAUCAGCAAGCCAAGGCUGACUUACUCAAGUGGGGGAAGUUUUUGGCUGAGCGGAACGGUAUCUCCAUGUUUAUCCCCCCUCUCUCCAACUCCUCACCCAUCAUUCACACAGACGCUGCAGCCAACGAGGGUUUCGCAGCUAUCUUCGGUAAUCACUUGUUCAGGGGUCACUGGCCUACUGAGACAGAUGCCUUGCCAGGAUUCAGGGAGACUUCAGCCCUAUUUGAAAUUUAUCCCAUAGUGGUGGUCGCACACACUUGGGAUCAUCUCUGGUCCGGCAAGGCAGUAAAAUGCUAUUCUGACAACUCGGCAGCUUGCGAUAUCAUAAACAAGGGGUGCUCAUACUCUCUCACCAUCAUGCGGCUGAUUCGCAAGCUGACCUGGCUGGCAGCAACCAUCCAGUUCCACUUAGUCUGUUUUUACAUCCUGGGUAUCCACAACACAGCCGCUGACGUUCUGUCUCCUUCUGAAUUCCAGGCACUCCCUACAGCCAGCCAUCCAAGACACCACGGUUUCACGAACUAAUCCUGGAUUAAACGCACUAAUGCACCACGCUAGGUCUCUCACACACCAAGCACUAUCACCUAACACAGCUGUCACCUACAGUAGGGCACUUACCAUUUUUAAUAAAUUCACAGCAGAUUUCGGAUUACAAGGUGAUUUUUCUACUCAAACCAUGGUGGCUUUUGCCUCAUUCUGCCACUUACAUUUAAAACUUUCUCACAAUACCAUUAAACUAUACCUCACAGGGGUUCAGCACCACAGCCUCACAAAUUUCCCUAACACCCCCUUCUUGUCAUCAUACCCCAUUAAGAAAGUCUUAAAGGGUAUCUCAAAGGUUUCUGUUCCACUUACCACUACCAGACUACCAAUAGAUGGGCCUAUCUUUAGAUCACUCAGCAACCUACUUGAUGAAUCCCCAUUCGAUCCUGACACAAACCUGGUGAUCAAGUCUGCCAUUUAUCUAGCUUUUUAUGGUUUCCUUAGACCCGGAGAAUUCACUGUUGUUUGUCAAGGGGAUAUCUCAUACAGCCUUAAAACCUCACACCUCACUAAGGUGGAAGAUCACUACAUAGUCACUCUCCCAUCUACCAAAACUAAUCACUCACAACACCCCACUAUUAUUCCCCUCUUUCCCACUGAUAAUGCUUGGUGUCCGGUUAAGGCACUAGACCAUCUACAAUCAACUCAUCACACGCAUUUACCAGACUCUCUGCUCUUAUUAUUACAAGGGCACCCACUCACCACUGCCAAAUUCACAACGCACGUCAGAACCUUACUGGCAAAACUUGGUUACAACCCGGCUUCGUUCUCCAGUCACUCCUUCCGCAUAGGAGCCGCUUCAUCAGCUUCUAGUACAAACACCUUGGUUCACAUCAUCAAGAGACUGGGUCGAUGGAAAUCCUCCAUAUACCAUACGUACAUACCAUGACCAGAAAGAGAGCUUCGCCAAGCUUUCAGCAAUUUGGUUAUGUACUAAAUGCAGUAAAGUGUAUUUUUCUUGAACUUCUCUUUGCCCUCUUAUUUACAGGCCCACUCAUACAUUGGUUUUCGGCACACCUCAAACUAACUUUCAUCUCAGACACUAUCCAUUACGUAUUAAAUUCCGAGCACAAGUAGAAAGGCCAUUAGGCCUGAAUUUGUGGGAGGAGUAAGUCCCCUACUUAAACUCCCAGCCCCUACUCACCCUACUUCACCCUUAUAGCAUUCUCUCCUUGGUGGGCCCUCUUUUAUUUACAGGCCCACUCAUACGUUGGUUUUCGGCACACCACAAACCAACUUUCAUCUCAGACACUAUCCAUUACGUAUUAAAUUCCGAGCACAAAUAUAUAUAUAUAUAUAUAUAUAAAACACAAUGAUAUAAGACAGAUAGACUUUAUAAUUAAAUUGAUGUAAAUUUACACAAAGUAUAUAUCAUAACAGAGACUGUUGCAAAUUAAGAUUAUGUAAAUUUACACAAUUCCUAAUUUUUACUUAUUCACUUAUCCUUUUUUUUAAAAAAUGGGGGAAUUAAAAGCUUUAGCCAGUACACCUUGUCCUUUAUCUUGCAAUAUUUCACCUAGAGUCUGUAAUGUUAGUAUAAUAGCAAGAAUUUUAUUUUCUCACUUACAGUGGGUGUGGCAAAAAUAGAUAAAUAAAAAUUGUCAAAUAGAAGGGCGAGGCCUGACUUCUAUGUUAGAGAGAAGUGCAUUAAGAGGGUUCCUCACUUAUCUUCCAAUGUUAUUUGGAUUAAUUGUUUAUUGGCAUUCUCAUUUCAAAAUUGGUAAAUCUCCAAAUUGACUGGUCUUCCUUGGAGCAGUUAAUAACCAUACUUCUCGCCGUACUAACGGAAUCAUCUGCUUGACACAGCGUGGCCUAGUCAGCGCAUCAGAUGGGAGAGUCAGCUGAUCUCCCAGCCUGGAGCAACUGUGUUCUGCCCCUUGAGGGUAUAGGCUGAUCUUGGUUCUGGGACUCUUGCUGACACCUUGUCACUCAUGUCUAUUUCUCCAACAAGAGUCAAUUAUGGUUUUCUGCUUCCUUUACUGCUUUCCCUGCUGUAUCUUAUGACAUUAUGUCUGCCUCUUAUUAAUCCUUUGGGCAUUUGUUCACUAACAGACCAUCACAGGGACCUCCUGGGUGGGUUCUUAUUCUGAGUGCUCAAUUAAACACGCCUCUUACUAUAUAAUAUAAAAUAUCAUGCAGACCGUGGUGAUGCAACUCCUAUUUGACUGUUUUCUUUCACCUUGCUUAUCUCAUUCACUAUAAUUCCUGUGUUGCCCUUUCCUACUUCAGAUCUCAUAGUUUACAUAGAUAAGAGGGAUAUAUUAUUAUUUUUAAAUGUGCUCAACAUAAGAGAAGAAAAAGUGAGGGAAUGUGGUGACAUUUUGUCAUCAAACUUAUAUGGUGACCAGGGGUCAUGUGACCAAGCUCAUAUAGGUCUUUCUUACAGGGAGAUAAGCUUUACCCUUUGAUUUGGUAAUUGGGUAAUUCAAUACCUUUACAGGUCAGGAAAGAAAUAGCCACUUCCCCCUAUCUCCAUCCCUUCCUGUUCCUUCUUGGCUGUGCUAGUAAGCAGACGUGAGCAGAUAUGGGCUAAUUUUUAUAAUGGUGAACUGUGAGUGGGAUCUGGUGACUUUAUAAGAUUUAGUUGUUAUUGUUAGUUAGUUAGUUAGAUUGUUGUUGCUGUAGUUGUUGGUAUAGUUAGUUAGAUUGUGUCAUUAUUUGUAUGUUGUUGUUUUCUCUGAAUAAAUAUUUGUUAAAGUAGACGGACCAUAGUAUGCGUACACAACAAUCUAUCUAACUAACAAUAACAACUAAAUCUUAUAAAGUCACCAGAUCCCACUCACAGUUCACCAUUAUAAAAAUUAGCCCAUGUCUGCUCACGUCAGCUCACUAGCACAGCCAAGAAGGAACAGGAAGGGAUGGGUAUAGGGGAAGUGGUUAUCUCUUUCCUGACUUGUAAAGGUAUUGAAUUACCCAAUUACCAUAUUAUUAUUAUUAUUAUUGUUAUUUAUAUAGCGCCAUCAAAUUCCGCAGCGCUUUACAAUGGGUGGACGAACAGACGUAGUUGUAACCAGACAAGUUAGACUCACAGGAACAGAGGGGUUGAGGGCCCUGCUCAAUGAGCUUACAUGCUAGAGGGAGUGGGGUAAAAUGACACAAAAAGAUAAGGAUAGUAUUAGACUAGUGACAGUUGCAAAAGAGGAAUCAGUCAGGAGCUAUCAAUAGUUUAAUUGAUACGCAUUUAACGAUUUUUUGAAGGAGUGGAGACUGGGUGAGCAUCUAACGGAGGGAAGCGAGUUCCACAGGAACGGUGCAGCCCUCGAGAAAUCUUGAAGGCGAGCAUCAGAGGUGGGAGUACAGACAGAAAAUAGACUUAAGUCUUCAGCAGAUCGUAAGGGCCUAGACGGGACAUACUUGUGUAUUAGGGAGGAUAGAUAGGUGGGAGCAGCAUUAUGUAGAGAUUUGAAAGCAAGAACCAGAAUUUUAAAUUGAGCUCUAUAUUUUAUAGGAAGCCAAUGUAGGGACUGACAGAAGGGUGAUGUAUGGGAGGUGCGGGCGGACAGAAAGAUGAGCUUUGCUGCCGCAUUCAUUAUGGACUGUAACGGCGCAAGUUGGGAGCACGUAAGACCACUGAGAAGCGGAUUACAGUAGUUAAAGCGAGAAAGGACAGUGGAAUGGACCAACACCUUAGUCGCAUCUGGCGUUGAGUAGGGGCAGAUGUGCGCAAUGUUUUUGAGAUGAAAAUGACAGGAUUUGGCGAUAGAUUGAACAUGAGGCUUGAAGUAGAGGUCGGAGUCAAAGAGAACACCUAGGCAGUGAGCCUGCGUGGUGGAGCUGAUGGUAGCACUGUAGACUUGGAGGGAGACAGACACAGAAGUAACAACACUUGAGGGAAGAAAGACCAGAAUUUCAGUUUUGGAAGUGGGCAGCAAUCCAGUUAGAAAUAGCAGAGAAGCCGUCAGAGACACUAGUCAAGAGGGACUGGGAGAGAUCAGGAGAGGACAGGUAGAUUUGCGUGUCAUCUGCAUAGAAAUUAUAUUGGAAGCCAAAGGAGCUAAUGAGUUUACCAAGAGAGGCAGUAUAGAUGGAGAACAGUAGGGGACCAAGGACUGAACUUUGGGGGGCACCAACAGAGAGGAGUUGGGGAGAAGAAGCAGAGCCAGAGAAAGAAACACUGAAAGAGCGCUGGGAGAGGUAGGAGGAGCACCAGGAGAGAGCAAUAUCUUGUAGAGCGAUAUUGCGGAGGAUGAGAAGAAGCUGUUGAUGAUCAACAGUGUGAAAAGCUGCAGACAGGUCAAGGAGAAUUAGGAUAGAGUAGUGACCACAAGAGUUUUCAGCGAGUAGAUCAUUGGAUACUUUGGUCAGUGCCGUUUCCACAGAGUGCUUAGCGCGGAAACCAGACUGAAGUGGGUCUAGCAGAGAGUUGGACUCGAGCAAGUCUGUCAAUCUCGCAUACACAAUUUUUUCAAGGAUCUUGGAUACAAAAGGCAGUAGUGAGAUAUCAAAGGGUAAAGCUUAUCCCCCUGUUAGAAAGACCUACAUGAGCUUGGUCACAUGACCCAUGGUCACCAUAUUAGUUUGACAAAAUGUCACCACACAGACAACUAUUCAUCUAUACAACGCAGUAUUCACUCUUCAGUGUAAAUAUUUAUGCACUUCCACCCAGGGGCGUAUUAGCCGCGAGGCAAACAAGGCAUUUGCCUUGGGCGGCAUUUUUCAGGGGGCGGCAAAAAACGCCGCCCCCCAAAUGCCCAGGGCAAAUGUCUUGUUAGCCUCGCAGAACAAAUACAGGGCCUUUUUCUAAUGCUAGAGCUCUUCAGCGGGGCUCUGCGCAUUGAACCAACAUGCUCACUUUCUCUGGCCCCGCACCCUUUUUGGGGGGCCGCUCUAAUUGAAAAAUGCCCGGGCCUUAUUUUUUUCCCAGUCCGGCCCUGGUGCAGGUGCCUAGUUAUGGGUACUUUUGUAAUACAAAUAUGCAAAUACUUAACAUGCUACUUGUCACUGUCUCAAUGCACAAAAAAAAAAAAAUGGUCAAAUAGCUUGCCUCUAGGUGUUUGUAAAGACCCUGAAGGCAUUACUAGCAGUAUAGUUUAUAGUUGACUAAAAAUGUCAACAGAAUGUAAAAGGAUUGUCUGCAUUUGCACAUAAUGCCCACAUACAGUAAAUUCAAUUAAAUCAUCAAAUUUAAACAAACCAAACACUGACAUGACACACUGUAGCCCACAACUAUUGAUUUUCAAAAUAAAUCCAAAUUCUGGAAUGAAUUAACUAAAUUAGACCUAGGAUUAUAAUUUUCCCUGUGGCUGUCCACAGGACAUCUCAAGCCGUGUGUCAUUCUGCUGUUAACCGUGUCGCAUGACACAUUCAUUUUGCAUCCUUUUAUUCUGAAAACACCUGCGCAUCAUUUUACAGACAAAGCUGUAAAAUAUUUAUAUUUUAUCUCUAUGCAUUUUCUGGUAUUUGUGUCUUGUUCUUGACCUUGCCUUCUGAUAUCCAUGACUUGACUGGCUUAUAGACUCAGUCUACUUCUAUACUAUUUUGACCUUGAGUUAUUUGACAGUUCUCGUUGUCAUUUUGUCUUCUCUAGACAUAGCAUGAUCUCUGGCCACUGUAGAGAACUGUAAUAUGCAUCUAUCUAUUAUACUAUGUCUCUGGAUAGUACUUGUUCAACCUCUGCAUGUUUGGUACUUUCGAUACCUGGACGGAGAUAGGGCUACCUGUUGUCUUGCUUAAUGUGUUAAGGGUUUACAAAAACAUUUGGGGUCAACAGAUUUGAGAAAUGUCUUUUUUAAUUUGUAAACUGUUAGUAUUAAGGAAAAUAACUGUGAUCUGUAUGUCUCUUUUUGUAGGUAUACCUUCUUGUUGUUAAUCCUUUUUCUUGUUCCUGGGAUUGUUAUGUCAAUAGCCUACGGAUUAAUAUCACUUGAGUUAUACAGAGGGAUACGGUUUGAAGUCAAUCAAAGAAAAGGUAUAAUUUGGCUGUAAAACUGAAAAUUUCAUUGAAAUCAUUUGAUUAAACUUUAAGUGUCAUUAACCCAAUCAUAUAAGAUAAUAAAAAAAGAAAAUAUAAAGUGUAAUGUGGAUAAAAUUAAAUUGGUUUGUAUUGAGUGACUAUAUAUAAACAACUGAAUCAAUUUUACUUGUGCUACUAGGUUUUUGGCAUAAUUACAUGAAACAAAUUAAAUCAGCACUCAGACUCAAUAUAAAAUGUUUGAAUAUAGUGUAGCUCUUACCAUGGCUUCUAUGUUCACAAAUUCCAAGAACCGGCAAAUAAGUUCACUGAAAGAAAUAUUGUAAGGUACGAUUGCUUCCUUUUUAAAAAUAUAUUAUAUGAAUAAUGCAUUAAAAAUAUGAAAAAUAAACAAAAUACAAAAAUACAUCUUGUUCUGUGUCUACAAAUACAGUGUAGUUGGAUAAAGUUGUGGUCCAGGCACUCAAGGAUCAGUUUAAACAGCAGAUUUGUUUGGAAAAUUGCAACGUUUCGAUCUCUAGGAGAUCUUUCUCAAAAUACAAAUUGUCUCUGAGCUGCAGUUCCACUCACCCUUAAUGGAGAUGCUAUCAGCUUAUUCACAGCGGACUUUGUAAUUUUUUUCGUAUAGAUGUAAUCUAUGCCAGGCAUAGGCAACCUUCGGCACUCCAGAUGUUUUGGACUACACCUCCCAUAAUGCUUUGUCAGCAUUAUGUGUGUAAGAGCAUUAUGGGGAAUGUAGUCCGCAACAUCUGGAGUGCAGAAGGUUGCCAAUCCCUGAUCUAUGCUCUUCAAAAAUAUUGCCAAUCAAACGUGAUGAAUAUCAAUAUGUUAUUUGCAUUUAAUUAAUUCAAAUAGCUGCAUUCCAUUUAAUAUGUGCAACUAAGUACUUAACUACCAGGUCUUAACAAUCCUAACCAAAUAAGUGACUUUAUUUACACCUUAUUUAAUACACCCCACUGAAUAGAUACAAUAUUCAAUCCCAUGCCAAUAGUUAUUUACCAGUAGAACUCUGCAGAAUCCCGUUGAUUCAGCUUGGUUAAUCUUGUAGCUGCUAAGUUGAAAAAAGAAGCUGAUGUUUCAGAUGAAAGACAUGGUUAUCAAUCUAACUAGUAUUUGGACAUUAAAUUAUAAAAUAUUGGCAGCACGGUGUUGAUGUUGAGGCAUGGUCAGUCUAUAGUAUCAGAGCCGGUACAAGGAUUUCUGCCACCCUAGGCAAACAUCCAUUUUGUCGCCCCCUCAUUAAAGCAAAUACAAUCUCACAGAGGUUUAUUCACUAAACUCCGAAUUGCAGUGAGUUGAAAAACAAAGUUUUCAAGUUGAAGCAAAAACAGCUGAUCUGUGACUGUAGCCGAAUUGGAGAAUUCUUCUAGAUCAGCUAUAUUGGCCUAAAUUUUGCCAUAUGGUUUUCAGUUAGGUCUGCCUAAUAUACACUAAUAUAUACUGCAUAAUAACUACAUCCAUAAACACAUACUGCCUAAUACCUACAUCCAUACUGCCUAAUACCUACAUCAAUACAUACAUACUGCCUAAUACCUACAUCCAUACUGCCUAAUACCUACAUCCAUGUACACAUACUGCCCAAUACCUACAUCCAUACUGCCUAAUACCUACAUCCAUACACACAUACUGUCUAAUACCUACAUCCAUAAACACAUACUGCCUAAUACCUACAUCCAUACACACAUACUGCCCAAUACCUACAUCCAUAAACACAUACUGCCUAAUACCUACAUCCAUACACACAUAAUGUCUAAUACCUACAUCCAUACACACACACUGCCUAAUACCUACAUCCAUACACACAUACUGCCCAAUACCUACAUCCAUACUGCCUAAUACCUACAUCCAUACACACAUACUGCCUAAUACCUACAUCCAUACACACAUACUGCCCAAUACCUACAUCCAUACACACAUACUGCCCAAUACCUACAUCCAUACUGCCCAAUACCUACAUCCAUACUGCCUAAUACCUACAUCCAUACACACAUACUGUCUAAUACCUACAUCCAUACUGCCUAAUACCUACAUCCAUACUGCCUAAUACCUACAUCCAUGCACACAUACUGCCCAAUACCUACAUCCAUACUGCCUAAUACCUACAUCCAUACACAUACUGUCUAAUACCUACAUCCAUAAACACAUACUGCCUAAUACCUACAUCCAUACACACAUACUGUCUAAUACCUACAUCCAUAAACACAUACUGCCUAAUACCUACAUCCAUACUGCCUAAUACCUACAUCCAUACAUACAUACUGCCUAAUACCUACAUCCAUACUGCCUAAUACCUACAUCCAUACUGCCUAAUACCUACAUCCAUGCACACAUACUGCCCAAUACCUACAUCCAUACUGCCUAAUACCUACAUCCAUACACACAUACUGUCUAAUACCUACAUCCAUAAACACAUACUGCCUAAUACCUACAUCCAUACACACAUACUGUCUAAUACCUACAUCCAUACACACACACUGCCUAAUACCUACAUCCAUACACACAUACUGCCCUAUACCUACAUCCAUACUGCCCAAUACCUACAUCCAUACUGCCUAAUACCUACAUCCAUACACACAUACUGCCUAAUACCUACAUCCAUACACACAUACUGCCCAAUACCUACAUCCAUACUGCCUAAUACCUACAUCCAUACACACAUACUGCCCAAUACCUACAUCCAUACUGCCUAAUACCUACAUCCAUACACACAUACUGUCUAAUACCUACAUCCAUAAACACACACUGCCUAAUACCUACAUCCAUACACACAUACUGCCCAAUACCUACAUCCAUACUGCCUAAUACCUACAUCCAUACUGCCUAAUACCUACAUCCAUACUGCCUAAUACCUACAUCCAUACUGCCUAAUACCUACAUCCAUACACACUGUCUAAUACCUACAUCCACACACACACACUGCCUAAUACAUCCAUCCAUACACACAUACUACCUAAUACCUACAUCCAUACACACACCCUGUCUAAUACCUACAUCCAUACUGCCUAAUACCUACAUCCAUACACACACUGUCUAAUACCUACAUCCAAACACACACUGCCUAAUACCUACAUCCAUACACACACCCUGUCUAAUACCUACAUCCAUACAUACAUACUGCCUAAUACCUACAUCCAUAAACAAACACUGCCUAAUACCUACAUCCAUACACACACCCUGUCUAAUACAGCAUCCAUAAACAAAUACUGCUUAAUGUGUACAUCCACACACACACACUGCCUAAUACCUACAUCCAUACACACAUACUGCAUAAUACAUGCAUCCAUAUAUACAUACUGCUUAAUACAUGCAUCCAUACACACAUACUGCCUAAUACAUGCAUCCAUACACACAUACUGCUUAAUGCGUAUAUUCAUACACACAUACUGCUUAAUGCGUAUAUUCAUACACACAUACUGCUUAAUGCGUAUAUUCAUACACACAUACUGCUUAAUGCGUACAUCCAUACACACAUACUGCCCAAUAUAUGCAUCCAUACACACAGACUGCCUAAUACAUACAUCCAUAUAUACAUACUGCCUAAGACAUUCAUCCAUAUACAGAUAUUGCCUAAUACAUACAUUGUACAUUGAAUACAUAAUUUAUCACCGUGAUAACUUAUGUAUUCAAUGCAUUUGGUGAAUUUCAUUUAUAAUAAGACUAGCACAGACGAGCACACAUAUGGACAGACGAGCACAUACACAUACUGACUGACAGCACACACACACACAUACUCAGUCACUGACAGACCCCAACACUCACUGACAGACACACACAGUCACUGACAAAUACAAACACUCAGACACACACACACUCUCACUGACAGUCAAACACUCGCACACUCAUUGACACUUACACUUACGCAAUUUUAUUUUUUGAGGCCUCUCCAGCCUCGCUACCUCCCUGGUGUCCAGUGUAAGGGCCACUCUUCCUGCCCGCUGUUUAGUAUGCUGGGGCUCGAAUGACAUCAUAUUCCAGCUCCCGGCAUCACAGAGGGAUCAUGAAGGAGGAUUGAGAAGCUGCAAGAACAGCCUCCCACACUUGCCACUCUGCUGGCAUUAAUCGGCAGAGCAGGCACCUGCCAUGCGGGCAAGCAGGUGUCUGCUCUGCCACUCCUUAACCCCUUAAGGACCAAACUUCUGGAAUAAAAAGGAAUCAUGACAUGUCACACGUCAUGUGUCCUUAAGGGGUUAAAAGCACCGUAUCAGCGGCACCCUAAGGUGACCAGAUGGCCACCUCUUGGGCCCCCUGUGACAGGGCUCCUCUCUGUGCCCCCACCUUCGGGUGCAUGGAGGAUUGACCCGGCAGUGGGCAAGGGGUGGCUCAAGAGCUGCUCGCCCACCGCUGAAGCCCAAGACCGCAGCAGUCCACCAGGAAACAUCCCGGUUGGCACCCCCAGCAGACCAGUGCCCUAGGCGAAUGCCUAAUUCACCUAACGGUUGCACCAGUCCUGUAUAGCAUAUAUCAGGAACCAAUGAAAAGAGGUAGUAGAUAUCCAAACUGAUUAAUGUAAAAUUAUUCAACGGUUUAUUGUCAUUAUUAUUUUUUAAUGUUGUGUUUUCAUACUUUUUUUUGCAUUUGCCACAACAGAACGGGCCAACAGCACAAGCAGUAAUCAGUUUGAAAAUGGAGAUGGUUGCUACUUACAGAAGACAAAAAGAAAAAUGAAACUGGAAAUGCAGCAGCUCUCCACCCACAGCCGAGCUAAGAUUGAAAGAGUUCGGAGCAACAGCUCAGCGGCCAACUUGAUGGCAAAAAAACGAGUGAUCAGAAUGCUUAUUGUCAUCGUCAUCUUGUUUUUUAUCUGCUGGACCCCAAUAUUCAGUGCCAAUGCCUGGAGGGCAUUCGACACAACUUCAGCAGACAUCAUCCUCUCCGGUGCACCUAUAUCUUUUAUUCAUUUGCUCUCGUACACUUCGGCCUGCGUGAACCCAAUCAUCUACUGUUUCAUGAACAAGCGUUUUCGCUUGGGUUUCCUGGCUACGUUUGCUUGUUGCCCUAGACGAGGGGUGGAAAGCCGAGGAAUGGGACAAGGGAUUGCAGAAGAUGAGGGUAGGACCACAGGUGCUUCACUUUCAAAGUACACGUACACCAACAUCAGUAUAUCUGGUACAUCGCCUGCCCCUACAUGAAUAAAACUGCUGGAUUUUCAUUGGAAAAUAAAGGACCGACCAUAUAUGUACACAACCAUAUGUUUUGUGAGAUGGUGAGAUGGAUUGUCUUGAAUGAAAAUGUUUUUUGUUUUUUUCCUCUCUCAUCAAUUAAGCCUGGAUAAACAUAACGGAAUAAAAUGGUAUAUAGUACCACCAGGAUUGCUGCUACUGUGUUGCUCUUUUUGCCAAAUAAUCGAGAGCAGUUUGAUAUAUUAAUUGCUUGAUGACAAUUCUAUCCUCAAAUAGCUGCAUACACUCAUUGAUAACAUGAACAACAUACUUCAUAAACAAGCCGUGUCAUUGGUGAAGAAACAAUAAGUCACUUGAUACAAGGAUUGUGCUUAUAUUUAUAGUCUGGCAUCUGGCUGCAUGGGAUCAUAGACUAAACACAAGCUGGGGCAAUACGGACUAAAGUGUAACAUUAUAAGGGUUUAUUUUUAAAGGGAAAUUAUUAUAAAAAUGUCUUUAUCUUGUUUUCUUUUAUUACUAAAACAAAUUAUGUUUAUUUACAUUUUAUUCACUUAACUUGGAUUUAUGGAAAAUUGACAAAGAUGAUUAAUGAAUAUAAAUGCAAGUUUAGACCAAAAUAUCCAUACUGGAAAAAUAGUUGAAUAAUUUUUUUUUCCCCAGUUGGGUCAUUUUGAUCAGUAAGUACAAUUUAAUUGACAUUUCACCACAAUUUCCAGUUUAAUUUAUCAGCUUCAAACCAAGCAUGGAUAACUUAAAUUUAAAGUCAAGGUCAACUCAGUCUUCCAAGGUCAAUAAGAUGAGUACCAUUGAGCUGGGGAAUAAACUCUAGACCCCAGGGCAUACUUGGAAACUAUCACAAAGCUAAAUGUACCUCUCCUGGCUAAAUACUUUAAUAUUCUUCUUAGACAUUACUUGUAGCUUAUUGGAACACAUUUAUAAAUAAAACAAAUAAAUAAAAGUAUUCCCAAAAUACUUUUCCUGUUGCUUUUGACAAUAUAGAUAACAAAAUGAAUUUAAUGAACAGUAGGGUUAGGAAGAGAAGAGACUUAAAAAAUAAGUUAAAUGGAGACUCAUUUUAUGAUUAUCACGGUAAUAAACAUGCCAUAUUGAGAAACACAAUGAUACAAUACACUGUAUAGAUCUGUGUUAAAAUAUGUCGCAAUGUAUAGCUGGUAAUAGAUUCCCUUUAAAUUAGUGAUUUUGAUACAAAACAUUCUGUAAUGGAUAUCCGUAUGGUUCAUUAUGUUACCUGUGUGAUUGCAUAAACUAUGUAUUUUUUAUAUAUCUCUUCAGUGUUCAGUUCAAUUUGUUAAGUGGAACUCGCUGAUGGAAAUAAAAUUCUAAUUUUAAAUACUGUUUUUCCUUGUUAAAGACAUUGAUUAACAUUUGGACAUCAGGGAACUUAAGCAACGAGUAGUUAUUGUUCAGUUUAGUUGACCAGUAGAUUCUUUAUAAUUAACUUCUUCAGUUCCA
Messenger RNA from Pelobates cultripes (western spadefoot toad), 54890 nucleotides. The record is from the annotation of a GenBank genome assembly. Lineage: Eukaryota; Metazoa; Chordata; Amphibia; Anura; Pelobatidae.